GUCGCGGCGCUUCCUCCGCCUUGCCCUCCCCAACUCCUUUAAGGAAGGCUCCGCGAGAUCAACAAGCAACAGCUGAGGCGGCGCGCGCGCAAGCGAGAGAGAGAGAGCGCACGCGCCCCCCUCUCUUUCCUUCCGCCCCCCUCCCGACCCCUCCCCCUCACGGCCGUUUCCUCACGGAGCCGCCGCCGCCGCCAGCGGUGGCUCCCGCGCGUGCGAGCGCGGCCCCGCGUCCGUCCGUUCGUUUCCCCUGCCGUCCGUCGUCCGUCCCUCCGCCCCGCCCAGUGGCAGGAUCGAUUCCCGGGGCAGGGCCGGGGCCGGGCCGGGCUGGCGUAAGAUGGAGGGUCUGACGCUGAGCGAGACCGAGCAGCGCUACUACUGCGACCUCUUCUCGUACUGCGACACCGAGAGCACCAAGAAAGUGGCGUCCAACGGGAGGGUCCUCGAGCUCUUCCGCGCCGCGCAGCUGCCCAGCGAGGUGGUCCUGCAGGUAAACGCGCCGCCGUUGCCGCCUCUCCCUCCCGAGACCCCCUCGAUCCCAGGGGCAGCAGGCUCCGCACUCAAGGGGGCGGCGAAGGGGGUGGGUGGGGGUGGAGAACGAGGUACGUGCCCAGCUCCCCCCACACCCCCGACACGCUCCUUCCCCACCCUUCCCACGUUCACACGCCCACCUUGGGCCCCCUACUCGGGGGUGGCUGCGGAGCAUUUCCUGCCCCGCGAUGGGUUGAGCUGAGGGUAUUGGCUAUGGCGGAAUACGAGGGAAUGUUUUUUUAAAAAAACAAGGGGCAUGCAGAAAAACGUGGUGUGGUGGGGGCUUAGAUAGACUCUGGCACCCCCGGAUGCAGGGGAUGUUCCCCUUGGAGUAUUCCUUAUUUCACUUAUUACAACGCAUAGCAUAGUUAUGUACAUAACACAGUGUGUCCAAGAGGGUUUUGUCAAUGGGGGGUGUGUGUGUGUGUGUGUGUGUAUAUAUAUAUAUAUAUAUAUACACACACACACACACACACACACGUGCGCGUAUACAUAUGUGUGUGUAUAUAUAUAUAUAUAUAUCCCAUAUUUUAAAAUAGCAACAGGGAAAAUGAUUGGUAAAACUUGAAAAGUGCAAGGUAUGUGAUUGCUGCUUGGUUUGUUCUUGGGGAAUUUAGAUUCCUGCACUGCAGUGGGUGGACUAGAUGGCCCUUGUGGUCCCUUCCAGCUCUACAAUUCUAGGUAGUUUGGGGACUGCACAGGAAACAACCUUGUUUGUAUAUCUUGGGAGGAAGUAUUGAAGUGACCCUGGCCUGAAGAAAGUAUGGAAAUUUGCUUUUACGUACAUGUGCUACUAGGUCAAUUUAAUAUUAUUACUGUACUGCCCAAUUUGGACAACACUAAUUUUGUUAUAUCAGUUCUCUGAAUUGCAGAGCCUUGACACUUUGCUGUUGUGAAAUUAAGUUUAGUGCAGCAGUUCUGUUUCCUGUUUUCUAGGAGCUUCCCUGAUGGCCCAAAGAACUGUGUGGUGCAUGCUGAACUAUAGCUGCUUCUUAUUUUCACUUAUGUGACUGAUUCACUUUAAUGACUUGGACCAGAGUGCUCAGUUGCAAUAGCCGCUGUGGUUUCAUGGUUAGAGGGUUGGACUAUGGCCUAUGAGCCCAGGGUUCGAAACCCCACUUGGCCCUGAAGCUCACAGGGUGACCUUGGGCCAGCCACUUUCUUUCAGCCUAACCUAUCUCACACAGUUGUUAGGAUAAAAUGUGGAAGGGAAAGCCAUGUACACCAACUCGAGCUCCUUAAAAAAAAGGAUGAUGUAGGAAAUAAAUAAUAAGAAUCAUAAUAUAAGUUAUUGGGGUAGUCCAUGACUUACAUAAGUGUCCAGACACAGAAAUGUGUGACUUGGUUACCAUGCUAAUAUUAGACACUAAAUUGCAACAAGCAGGUUAUUCUGAGACACUGGCCCCUCUCAAAUGUUUCAGUUUGUCAUUAAUUUGCAAUACACAUGUUAACAGACAUUUAGUAAAGUUCUUUAAAAGUAUAGAUUUAAAAUGUGCGCAUGUAGCGGCAGGGUUCUCAUGAGGAAUACUGAGUUCUAGCUGGGAAGUAAUGGCUGUGUCACAUUGUUUGAGUAUCGUUAAGUCUGCCCUGUGUAUUACAAAGCUGUUGGCAAAAGCACAUACAGAGAAGCUAUCAUGUUUGUAGUGCUCCAGCUUGUAAAAUAUGGAGAAGGCCUUGAAGCCUGACGUAAUUGGAGUUCAUCUAAUAGAUAGCUUAUCUGGCAAACUAUUGCCUGUUUGUCUCUGGACACAGAUGCUAUGUCCAAAGGGAGUCAGUCUUUAGUUACAGUUGAAUGAGACCCACAACUACUAUAGUCUGCAAAAUGAGUACACUUGUGUAUAAUCUUCGUAUAAAGCACUUCACGUUCAUUAGGAGCAUUAAGUGCUUUGCUGUCUGGCUAAAAACAAUAUGCUGGAGGUGGAAUUAAAAAUCUUUAUAUUAUUAAAACUAGCAGCACCCACUUGGCAUGUUCAUCACUGUUCUUUAUAAGCUUUCAUUUGUCAGUGUCUUGAAAUGACAAUUGUCAACAUGGUCUAUGGAGAGGUUUUACUAGAAUAACUACUUUAGAUCAUACUGCUAACACCAUCUCCUAUGUUUCCUGAUAAUGAUAAAACUGUUCACCCAGUGCUCCCAGCUGCCACACUGCUCUAUGGAGCCUUAAAAGUUAAUAUUUCUGUGAUGCACUACUCGAACAUUAGAGAAUCUUGGUCUGGAUAGACAUAAAAAGAAAUUCAUGGGUCCGUAGAGGAUGUAACUCCAUGCUGUACAUCUUACAACACAAUCCUAAGCAUAUUUACUAGAAAGAAAAUUCCACUGACAUAAAUAGGUCUUAUUUCAAAGCAUGUGUACAUAGGAUUGCAGCCUUGGCAAAACUGGCGACUUUAAGGUCUCUAUGUCAGAUUAAACUUGGUUUCCAGUAUCUGACCAAGUAUCCCUGUAUCUCUCCUUUCUCUGGUUUAAAAAAAAUAAGACAAGGAAUAGCUAACAUGGAAUGCUAGAAACAUCCUAUCAGUUUAACCAUGUGUACAAAAAAGUAACUACUUUGCAAUGUAUACACAUAUAUGAACAUUCUUGUAUUAGAGCUGUGCAUUUACAGCAAAACUUACACUGCCAUCAAUUUCACACAGUGUAUAUGCAGCUUAAAACCUGUUGUAAAAGGUCAUAUGUGCAGUGACCCUUAAAAGUGUGUGGAGGGUAAUAACCUUGUCUUAUAGGAAACAGAAGUGGAACAUCAUAGGAUGAUUUGUGUGCCCGGCAACAGGAUUGCAUCAGCAGUUGUACUAGUUUUAAGUCAAGACAUUCUGGUUCAGCCUCUCUGCAGUCUGGUGUUUGUUGUGAAGCUCAUCUGAGUAGAAUAACAAAUUAAACAGCUAAUAUCCAACUGCCCCGCCAAUUUUAGCAGGCCCAAGUGCUGCCUUAGUGACUCUAACUGUGAGGAUUCGUGUCCUAACCUAACUGGCUGAUAACUUUAGUCUAUCUGUAUUUCUUUAUAUUUUUCUCUGAAUAGCAAAUGCUGUUUUACAUUUUGCUGUUAAAUGCAGGUGUUUGUUCCAUUGUUUGUAUUUUUGUUGUUGGUUAAGCUAUUUUAAAUGUUAAGUGAUUUUAAAAUGUUGUUAAAUAAAUAAACAAAAUGUUCAGUUAUCUGUCAGGAUCAAGCUUCAAAGGAGGAAGCCCGUUAUCAGUAAAAAUGUAAAUCAAGUUAAGCUGAGAGACAAUACGAUAUACGAUAUCUUUAUUGUCAUUGUCCCAUGCAGAACAAUGAAAUUGAAAAACUACAUAAAACUACAUAAAAACUACAUAAAACUACUACAAAACUACAUAAAACAUUCAAAAACCUCUGCAAAGCAGCAUAAGAAUAAGAUAAUCUAGGAAAACUUCGGCCAUGAUUCUGUUUCAACAGGAGUUGUAGGAAGAUGGUAGGUAAGGAAGUUAAGAAAAUAAGCGGAAUCCUGCUGGAUCGGGCCAAAGGAGAGGGGAUUAAAAACCUACUUACGCUGCUACUCUGGGCUUUGAUCAGGCAGUUGAGCACAUUCCCAUAGAGCGCAAGAGCUGGUUGUGUCUGCAAUUCCUUGACAUGUAACAGUGAAUUGUAAAUAACUAGAAAAGAAAUACCAAAUACUACGUAUUUUUAAAUGAGUACAAAUAAGUUCUGAAUUUCAGUAAGUUCAGUAAGCAAGCUCUUCCUUAAUUUUUAACUUUUGAACCAGCUUAUCUUUGACAGUAUUUUUAGAAAACUAUGUUACUUGUAGAAAGGUGGAAUGCAGGUACAUCUGGUGCAGCAAGUUUGUUUUGUUUUUAAAGGUGGGUCAUGUUUAGCUGCUAUUCAUUGAACUGGAACGUUGAUCCAUAUGUAAAUGUAUGUGGGUUAUCUGCUAUUGUAAGCAAUAGUUCAAGCAUUAUACUAAUUCAAGCGACUCAAUUAAGAAUUUUUUUAAAAGUCUAGAAAACAUUUGCAUUAUAGAGGAUGGCUGUUAGCAUGCAUGCUUAACACACCUACAAAACAAAAUCCAGAAUGUGGAAAACCAAGUUGUCUCAAAGUUUAUUCCCUUAAAGGAACUAGGAUUACCAUAACUAAUGGACACUAGACCUGGGCAAUUUUUCAAUAUAUCAUUCAGAAUCGGUUAUGAAGUCCACAUAACGAUAACAGUUUCAUAAAAUGUUAUCUGGCAAACAUUGCAAUUUUGAGAAAACCGUGUAGGCAGCCAGGGCUUCUUAGUGCUUCCGCUGCCUCCUUCAGCAACUCACAAGAGCAUCUGUAGCAGUCACUAUGUUUCUUUCCGCUGCCUCUGCAAAAGCAGGUGACUACAGUGGUACCUCGGGUUAAGAACUUAAUUCGUUCUGAAGGUCCGUUCUUAACCUGAAACUGUUCUUAACCUGAAGCACCACUUUAGAUAAUGGGGCCUUGCGCUGCCGCCGUGUGAUUUCUGUUCUUAUCUUGAAGCAGAGUUCUUAACCCGAGGUACCAUUUCUGGGUUAGUGGAGUCUGUAACCUGAAGUGUCUGUAACCCAAGGUACCACUAUGUUACGAACGUAGCUGGGAAAGCAGCAGCCAGCCAGCAGCAGAAACUUAAAAGACUGGCCAUUAGCUUCUGCUUGCUUAAAGUAGGCUAGUAGCCAGCUUGUCAGGCUGGUAGGUGUGCUUUACAGAGAUGUUGGUCUGAGAUGGCUCAGGGCUUCUUACUGGGAGCUCCCUUUCCCCUUUGCCCCUUCCCUACCCCCAUGAAAGAAAAAACGGGGGUUAUUUUCUUCAGCAUAAGAACAAAAAAUAUUGUCUUGUUAUUUAACUCUUUUUUCUUUACUCCAGUCUUCCCUUCUGCCUGUGUAUAUGUGUGGGGGGGGGAUCGCUUCUCUCUCUCCUGCCUGUCCUCCUUCCUUUUGAUAAAAAGGGAGAGGUUGGUGGGAUGGGGCAUUUUGGGGGGCCGGCUUCUGUGUCAUAAUAGGGAGAAAUAAAGGGGGGAAGAUUUAACAGUUGCUGCCUUAUGCUGAAAUGGGAGAUUGGGUGGUUGUUGUGAGGUGAGAGUGAUGGGUGCUUGUCAUUAAGCAGUGCAAGCAAAUGCCUGUCUACUCAGAAGUAAGCCCUACUGAAUUCAGUGGGGCUUAUUCCCAGGAAAGUAGAAGUAGGUUUAGUUGAACUGAGUGGGGCUUGCUUACUCAUGCAUAAACUUGCAGUUGGCCCUCUGAGUGGAGGAAAUGCAACUUGACAUUAGUAUAUUACAUAAAUUACUCUUAAAUUAGUAGAAAACAGAUUAAAUUGUUAAUCAUAUGCAAGUUUAAUUAAUAUUUUUACUAAACCUACUACUUUUGUAAAUUUUAAAUUUGCCCCUAAAACUGCAUAGAACAUUAAUAUAUUCUCCAGAAAUAUUUCAUGGUUUAGUUGAAGCAUGCCAUCAUUGAGUUAAUUUUCAUAUAAUUAUAUAUAUCAAAUUUAUUUUUGUUGUUGUUUUCUCAUAUUUGUAUUGUCUGUGACUCACCACUGUAUUUUGGAUUGGCCUGGACUUGAAUACCACCAUUUGGCAUCCAAGCUCAAAACCAAAGUCUUGUUUGGAUGCAUUUUGGCUUGCCUGCUGAUGAAAGCGAUGGUUUCAUCAGUAUGUGGUGAUUUAGACCUGUAACUUAGUAGCAGUUGCCAGGACAUAACCAUGUUCGCCUCUACGUAGCUCCAUCUUAUUUCAGAUAUCGUGAUAUAUUGGUAUAUCACAAUGUUAGCUGAUGAUAUAUUGCAAUAUUAAAAACCAAAUAUUGCCCAGCCCUAAUGGACACCAUAGAUGGCACCUGUCAUGCUUUAUCUGUGUCCUGCUGGGAUAUUGCUAAGGCUGUCAAAAUAACAGGGGAAUGUACUGUAAUACCUUUCACAGAACAACAUGCUCAUUGUGUUUGUAGAAAACUAUGGGAGGUAUCUAGUUGGUAGUGUAUUGAUAGAAUGUAUCCAUCUGCAGAAGAAGGCACACACACACACCCAAAUAGCCUUCCAAAAUCUGCUCUCACAGUGCAGCUUUCAGUCAGCAAAUAUUGGGGAAAGUUGUGACUGGUUGGUUGCUCAUUCUUGGUUGUUUCUCCUGUCAAAUCCAAUAAAACCAGAUCCUACAUAUGUCCUUCCAGUGUUAUUAUACAAGUACACUUGCUCAUAGCAUCAAUAAAGAUUGAUAUAGGUGCUAGUGCUAGUAGUAGAAUAAAAUUAGUUGUAGGUUUACAGUCAUACCUUGGAAGUCGAAUGGAAUCCGUUCCGGAAGUCCUUCCAAAAUGUUCGGAAACCAAAGUGUGUCUUCCGAUUGGCUGCAGGAAGCUCCUGCAGCCAAUAGGAAGCCAUGCCAGAUGUUCGGCUUCCAAAAAUCAUUCAUACACCAGAACACUCACUUCUGGAAUUUGAUCAUUCAGGAUCCGAUUUGUUCAGGAGCCAAGGCGUUCGGGAGCCAAGGUAGACUGUAUUUUAAUUUACUGCUCUAUGGUUGGUAGAGAAGGCAGUAUUCAGAGGUACAGUUAUGGUUGUGGAACUUCUAGGAUCCUAAUGCUAUUUCAGUUCUAGAGAGUGUGUGUGGUACACAGACCCAUGACAGUCUCAAAAAAUCCUUUAAUUCAGGCCACAGCAUACACUUAACUAAUUUGCAUGGUUACUGUUGCACACAAUAGCUUUGUGAAGUGUAAGUUUUGAAGUAUAAACUAUAGUUUGUGUAUGUGACAAUGUAAUAAAAUACAUGUGCGUGUAUUUUAUUGUGCGUGUUGUCAAAAAUACAUCUUCCCAUUUACACUGUGGCAUGUUAUGUAGGUACAACAAAUGGUAAUUGGGUGGCAUUUUUAACGUGUGGUUUUUUUUAAAAAAAAUCAGUCUUCUAACAUUGUGUCUGGGACACCAUUUUUCUGUCAUAUUGCAUUAAAUUUAACUUUUUUGUACCUUCCAUAGCAGGGGUUUUGUUAGUUAUGUUUAUAUUAAACAGACAAUGGCUACAGUCACAUAUAAUGAUGCCAGCAAACUAUGAGUUGCAUGCUGGUGCAGACAGCUUAAGCAGUCCCUGAUUUGCUCCUUCAUCUCUAGCAGUGAAGGGCUGCUUGAGUUGUGCGUACAGCCUAAUUUAAUUCACUAUGAUUUGUUGGCAACAUUUUGUAUGCCUUAUGACCCUUUCAUUUCAAUAUUCCAGUGGGGCAGCUCAGCACUGAGAACACUCUACAGUAUAUAACUAAUUUGAGUUGAUGCUGACUUUUUAAGAGCCGCAUCAAGCUACAUUUGUCCCUAGCAAACAUCAUUAUGCUACAUACAGACACACUUAACAUUGUAAAUAAAAAAUAACUCUUCCUCCCCCACAUUUUUUAAAAAAUAAAAGCAGAAUUGAUUCUUAGGAGUUGAACUUUGCACAAGUCAUACUUUGAUUACAAUUGGGUAGAGCAGUAAGAUAAAUUUGUUCUGAGGAGCAGUUAUGGGUUGCUGACUGAAACAAAUAUUCAUAUUGGUUUCGGGAUAGUGUCAGGAAGGGGGAAAAACAAGAUUUAAGAGGAAUAUGUGAACAAGGACAUGAAAAGCUAGGUGUUCAGUUUAAUUUAAAUAUUGGCCACAGAUUGCGAUUAAAAUGCAAUAAUACAGUACAUCAGAUGUUUAAUAAGGGAACUGGUAUUUGUUAUAGUGGGCAAGAGAGAGAUCAACCAAAAUUAUUUGCCAUUAUAGCAAACAUAGUGAAGGUAUUGAGAAUGAGACCAGUGAAAUUGAAGUGAAUCACUGCAGGAGAAUGAGAACAUUUUUUUCCUACCAUAGUUUAAUAGAAAACUACUGCAUUUAUGAUAUUAUAGCAUAGUAUUUAUUGGCAAGCAUAUAUAGAGUACAGUGAACUAAUGUUUCUACUUCACCAAAUUUAUUAUAUUCAUUUUGCUGGAUGUUUCGGUUUUCUCUAGAUCAUGGAACUUUGUGGUGCUACAAGACUUGGAUACUUUGGAAGAAGCCAAUUCUACAUUGCUUUGAAACUAGUUGCAGUGGCUCAGUCUGGGUUUCCACUGCGAAUGGAAAGCUUGAAUUCUGGUAAGCCUUCAAAUAAGUAUUGAAAUAUAAUUGACUAGGUUAUUAAAAUAUGGCUCUUGUCUGAUACUCCUCUACCAGCAUAUACCACUGACAUGAUUCCUCUGAUGUUUUCUUAUACAUCUCUUCCUUUAAAGGAAGUUUCCUCUAAUAAGAACUUUUCUUGCAUGACUGUUUUUAAUGCCGUUGCAAGCAGCUCUACUCUAAGGAUAAAAAAAUAAUAUUCCCAAAGUGGAAAAAACACCAAUGUCCCAAUCAUUGACAAUUUUGUACUUUAAAUGUCAGACUAUAUGCUUUCCUUCAAAUAAUAGUUAGGUUUUAAACCUAUGGUUAUAUUCUAGGAGGUUUAGACUUCUGAUUGAAAGUUAGAAAUGAGAAGCUCUGAGAUGGAUGUCAUCAGAAAUUUCGGCUACUUAGGUCUGCCUAUUAUUUUCACUUGAUCCAGUCUGCAGACUGUGUUAACUUAGUGUCUUUAUGUCAUGUGUAAAGGUAAAAAUGAGAUAAAGGAACUGAGGCAGAAAUAAAGUAAUGAUGGCUGACGGCCUUUAUACUCAUUUUUUGUAUCUGUUGGGACAAAAAAAAUGAACUGGGUAAUACCCAGGUUAGCACUCAUAACACACUCUUUUUUAUUGGUGUAAAAAAUGUGGCUAUUUACCAGAACAAAGAGCUUUGUGAUAGGUAGCGUUUACCAAGGGGCAUUUGUGUUUCCUCAACAACAGGACUUAAGUCUGAGUAGCUAACUGCUUUUGAAACUUGAGAAGAUGGCAAGAAGGUCUGCUAUUCUAAUAAGUUUUUUUAAAAAACCCCAGUUAGCAUAAACAAGCUCUUUUCUUUGCUUAGAAUGAUCUUUUUAAAAUCCUCCGCAUGAGGAAUAGUAUGCUUUUACAACUCUGUAUCUGUUGUUUAGAGAUGUAAGUCUUCUGCUUGUCAAACAGAGUUGGCGUUCCUCUCUUGGUUACCUCACAAUUAAGUUAUUAUAGUAUUUGAUGUUGAGGUACCACAUAUUAGUAGAAGCAGGUGCUGAAAACUGCUGCCUUCUCUUAGAGAAGUUGCCCACCUUGAACCUCUUAGUGCAUUUGACCCAUAGAACUUCAAGUGGUUUGGAGCUUGACAUAUAUAAGAUGAGAUGCAAUUCAGAGCAGUACAUAACUUUUAUUUACUUCCCAUUUCAGUAAUUUCUAACUGACACUUGCUUUUCAGAACUUUCUCCACAACUUUUAAGAUAAAAUGUUUUAAGUGAAAACAAGCUGUCAGCAUUGCCAUGGUCCUGUUGAUCACAUAAAACAAGUUUUUUUUGGGGGGGGGCAGCUUCAGGUUGUAUGCUCUCAUUGCUUGGGGAGAGGUGAAUUAAAGAGAAAUAUAAAAGGUUCCUGUGGGUGUUGAAAAAUAUCUGUCUAUGAAAUACUUAACAUGCUAUUGUCCAUCUGUAGUCACUAAGGUGAAAAAUUCAAGUUGGCUUCAAAGUUUGAGCUGUUAAAUUCCUGUUCUGGCGAGAAUUCUUUCUUCAACUGAAUUGUCACAAUCUUGAUUGCAAUUUUGAAUUAUUUGAAUACUCUAUUGGUUUUAUAUGGUUAAUACAGGGAUGGGUAAUCUUUUUGUUUUCAGGGACCAAGCCUUUAGCUGGCCCCACCCCAUAGGCCAACUUUGACAAAUGGGUGUGGCAAGCUACCUGUCAAUCACACAACAUUGUUAUGUUGUCACAUGAUUGGCAGGUGGGUUACCCUGCCCACCUGUCAAAACCCUUUGCCACUUACAAAGCCUGCCAUGCAAUCAGAGCUUGAAAGGAUGGGCAGGGAGGCUUGGAAAUGCAGGAAAGCAUUUUCCAACCCUUUAAAGAUCGCUCCAGCAGAAUAAGCACCUGUUUCUUCAUCACUGUGUGAUGGAGCAGCUCCUGCCAAAGCCAGUGCCUGCAUAGAACAGACAUUGGCUGUAGCAGGAACUGGUCCAGCUUGCAACAAUCUUGAUAGCAACUUUCAAGAAAAUAAUAUUUUAAUGGGGAAUCAAAACAUUUUGUAACUUAAGUGUCUUAUAAUAAUCAUGUGUGGUGUUGUUUUAACAGUCAAGGACCUCCCCCUGCCCAGAUUUGUCAUGUCAAAGAAUGAGCAGGAACUGAGGCAUUCAUCGUUGUAUUCUUCAGAUCCUGAUAACCCAUCCUCCUAUUCAGGUGCGAUUCCUCCCCCACCAGGUAGAAUACAAGUUAAAAAAGGCUCUGUGAGCCAUGAUGUCGUCCAGCAACGUCCAACGACAGAUCAGCAGGUAAUGAAAUAUAAAGACUGACUAAUGUUUUUAAGUAUCCUUAAUGGUUUUUAUAUUGUGGUUCUGUAAUUAUGUUAAAAUACAAAGGGCAGUGCUUUAUUUUAGCAGUGAUUUAUUUGUUUUAUAAAUCUGGCUCUGAAAGCUUAGGGAAAGAACCUCCAGAACAGAUUUAGGGUGUGUGCAGAGGGAGGCAGAAGCCCCAUUGUACAAAUGAACCUCAUUCCCCACGUGUGUACCCCAUUUAGUGCUAUGUUGAAUUCCAUCCCUGGUGCCAAACAGAAUAGAAUUACUUAUUCUACCUUGUAACUUUGCAUGUAGGUCAAAAACUAAAUUUUUCUGCUACAGAUUGUGUUGUCAAACUAGUCUUACAAUUUUGGCUGCAAGCUGAUUUCACAAGCCCACUAGUUUGAGUGUAUUUCUUUUUUAUUAUUAUUUAUUUAAUUGAAAUUACACUAUAUUGCUUCAUACUAUUGCAGUUAAGUUACAACUAAAGCUCCUUGAGAGAUCUUGGUUAGUGCUUUAGGUCUUUGUACAUCUUUUUUUCUUUACAUGACGCACCCAUAUUUUAGAAAAAGGCUAGGAUAAGCCAGUCCGGCCACUGCAUUAUGGACCAAUUGAAGUUUCCAAGUCAUCUUCAAAGGCAUCCCCAUGUAGGGGAUAAGAAACAUCCUUGCAAGAGUGGCCUUCUUUGGAUUCAUCCCUUUAUCCUGUCAUUUUUUUUCCAGACACUUGCAUGUAAUUCUGUCUAGGUACUCUUAUUUGGAGAGCGAGAUGUUAUUUUGUUACAAUCUUCAUGAUCAUUUUUAUAACCAGUACUAUAUUUUACCAGUAGCAUUUUUGUUUGGUGGCAAUCAUGGGUAGGUACACUCGUACCUCGAGUUGAAGUUGCUUCAGGUUGAGCCUUUUCAGGUUGCGCUCCGCAGUGACAGUUUCGCCGCUCGCGCAUGCGCAGACAGUAAAAAUGACAUCUCACGCAUGUGCAGAAGCAGCGAAUCGUGACCUGCAUUCGCUUCAGGAUGUGAACGGGGCUCCGGAACAGAUCCCGUUCAUAUCCAGAGGUACCACUGUAUUGACUAACAAUUUACCAUGGCAUCCAAAGUCUGCAAGUAAGGCCUGUCUUUCUAAAUCUUUUAUUUGUUUCCUAGUAAUAGAAGCUUUAGAAAUAAUGAAAUGGUUUCACUUUUGGAGAUGAUAUAACAAGCGGAAAGUGAGACCAGUGAAUGAUACAACUGGGUUCUGAUAACAUACCAUAAGUAAAAAUAAGUGGCAAAACCUAAUAUGGCAAAAUUACAAGAACUGGGUAUUCAUGCUGUCCCUAUUUAUUUUCAAGAUUCAUUUGAAUGCAUGACAAGUUUUAACGUGCCCACUAAGUUUUAUUAUUUGCCUUGCCCUUGAUCUUUUUGUUAGUACUAAAAUCCCACCUGUUCUUAAUAAAGAAUUUGUUCUUAAAGAAAGUGGUUUUUAGAAUAUUGUUUUAGGUACAUAGUAUAACAUUUUUUAAACUUCCUUUGUUUUAUUAGGAGUCCACAUCUCCCGUUGUUUCACCGCAGCAAUCUCCACCAACCUCUCCACACACAUGGAGGAAGCACAGCCGCCAUCCCAGCGGAGGAAAUAAUGAGCGACCAGGGCCUUUUUGGGCUCCCUUUAGUGAAGCACAAGCAGGUAUAUAUAAAUGUCUUGUGUUACACUUCAAGUGUCGCCUGAGAUUGUGGAUUUCUUAAUAUAGCCUAGUAGCACCCCAUGUAUGAGGCAAGCCACUCUAAGGAGGUACAGACUUGAAUCAGGGAGACAAAAGUAUUCCUCUGGCCCACCUCAGUAUGUCCUGAUCAGUGACGAGAGCAGCUUCCUUUCACCCUAGUAAAAAGUCAACUAGGAAUGUGCACUCUUGCCUUUUACCUACCAUCUUGCCCCAGUACAACAUCCCAUCCUUUAUUUUGGUACUAAUUCUAAGGAAUCAUUGGUACAAUCCUGUUUUUUGAAAACUCUUAAUUUCCAUAAGAUUUAUCUUUGUGAGAAUGCAUCUGGCCCUGCGAUAUCUUUUGAUCUGUUUUUGUUUGCUUUUGAGGGAGACACCUUAAGUAUUUCAGCCUCACACAAGACUGUUUUCUUUCUGGUCACUUGCGCACUAGAGGAGGCCCAAACAUUUUAUUGUGAUAAGGAAAUUCAGUAGUAAAAAGUUGCAAAGGCUUUUUAGAAUAUUUCAGGCAACAACAAGAAGAACAUAAAAUAGAAUGCGUAUUCUGUUUAAUGACGCUUCACUUUACAGUGGUGCCUCGCAAGACGAAAUUAAUCCGUUCUGCGAGUUUCUUCGUCUUGCGGAUUUUUUCAUCUUGCGAAGCACGGAUGCACCCUGGUACUGUAUUAUAAUGGGAUAGCGGGCAAAGCACAAAGCGGGUCGCUCCCCAGCAGGAGGAGUUUCCCCAGCCUGGAGGAUCUGUUGCCGGGAAGAGGCAAAGACACCCCUCCCACCUCCCCAUGAAAACAGCCCCCCUUCCUCUGUCGCCAAGCCUUGCCGCGUCUUCGCUCCGCCAAACCGCGUCCCACAUCAAAGCCCCAGCCCGCUCCUCUCCCUCUCUCUCCAUGAGGUGCCAAAGGAAGUUUGAGCCCAGGAACCGAGGGCGGACGCACGAAGCGCGGACUCUCCGUUGCUCCCCCCGUUACCUUGCGCCACGCCGCCGGGCUCCCCACAGUCUCGGCAGCUGCUCCCGGCUUCUUCCCACCCCCGCAAAGGCGCCUUCGCGGCCGCCCAAGCACAGUGGAUGCCUCCUCCUCCUCCUCCUUUGUCCCGCCUCCUCCUGCCUUCGCGCAGUUAGAGCAAAAUGGAGCAGCCAUGUGGGGAGGGGGAGAGAGAGAGAGAGGCAGAGGCGGCACGGAGACCCAGCCAGAUCCGCUGGAUCCCAGCUCACCUGCCUCCUCUGUGCCCUCUCCAGAAGAGGAUCCCUCUGGAAAAGGUAGGUCGCUCCCCUGCUCGCUCCCUGCCAGCCCAGUUCCCGCUUCAAAAGGAAACAAACUCGCAAGACGUUCCGUCUUGCGAAGCAAGCCCAUAGAGAAAUUCGUCUUACGAGCACCUCAAAAACCGCAAAACCCUUUCGUCUUGCGAGUUUUUCGUCUUCCGAGGCAUUCGUCUUGCGGGGCACCACUGUAAAGCUUUGAACUGUGAAUUUCAUUGAAGAAGGCAAUUUCAGGCUAACAUUCUAACAUUCUAAAGUUGGAAUCUUAACCACAUUUUUAUAGCAUCCAAUGCUGUAGGUCACACAUGAUCUGUUUGGAGGAGACAAGCCCUAAGCGCAACUUCCCAUGACUUAGCAGCAGCAGGACCCAGGGGAAGAGUGAAGCAGUCACAGUUUUUGCUCUGUAUAUCCGCCUGCUUGCUCACUUGUGGUUAACGAUAAUUUGACUUAAUAUUACAUGCUAGAUGUGCUUAUAUGAACACUAUUUGGUUUAGUCAGUGACCAGAGGAGUAAGAGAGAUGUUAAAAUAGAGUGUAAACGCUAUACUAAAAAUAGCACACUAUGUAGUGUUUUCAAAAAUAGCUGAACCUUGAAAAAGAAAAUAGCUAAAUGUUCAAAGCAUUAGAAAAUAAAGGGUAUUUCAGUAGACUUUUUAAUGGAACCCAAAUCAAUAAAAACUACUUCUUAGACUGUUUUGUGAUGUUGGACAAUGUCAGGGAAUAUAGCACCACAGCCAGGAAGCACAAACUGACUAGCAUCUAAUGUGGUGAGGUGAGCAUCUUUGAGGAGGCCCAGAAGAAAACCAAACCUCCAAAUAAAACUAUUUUUGGUAGGCAGAUACCAAGCAAGACCAUGUACAUUCUGCACUAAAAAUAAAUCUGCAACCUGCCUAAAUUAUGUACUAUUAGUAAGCAAUUUGUCUUAUUUUGUGUAUUUUUUGCACAUUUUCUCUUUGCAUUAUUUUUAUCCAUAUUUUCCUAGCCUGGGUAUGGGCAAGUACAUUGAAAACUUGCAUCUAGCCUCCUAAAAAGCUUAUUCUGUCACAUUGUGUGUGUCUGAGUUUUCAGCAGAUGUUGCCCAUACAUUGUCGGGUCUAGCUUAUGGGCACAAGAGCUGCAUUUUAUUUUAUUUCUUUAAAAAAGGAGGUUGAACUCUGUGCUUAGUACUAUGUUUCAUUAAAUUAUGUCUUACUUAUAUCUCUCAUACUGCUUCCGUAUUUGUCAACAUUAGUAUAAACCUUGGAGGCUUGAUCACAAUUGUUUCUUGAUUUCUGCUUGAGAGUCCAGCUCUUCUGUUCCAAAGUAUCUUUGCUCAGUUUUCCAGUCUUUGCAUGCCUCACUUUUUAUUGCAAUUAGGCCUAAGUCUUAGGCAAGACCACCUUGAACUCUGAUAACUUUAUGGACAAAUUUAAUAAUCCAGCUUUUUGUUGUUGAGUGUUGUAGGAUAACGAGGUUUUUAUUUCUGCCAGAAAGUGUAUAUAGUUUCAGUAAUCAGUUGCUAUUUUGUUGUACCAAGAAAGCCAUAAGUAGCAGACAGUUGAGAACUGCAGCUUGCUUGUGCUCCUGUUCAAAUUUGCAUUGAAUAAUUGUUGGGUUGAUUUCUUAGGGCAGGAUUCAACUAAUGGGUCCCAUCGGCGCAAGCGCUGUGCAAGGACUCCUCCCUCACUUAUCCCGUGAAAUUGACUUGGCACGGGGGUCAGGAGAACCUCUGGAACAGCACACAGCGAGAGCAGAGGAGAGUGGGAGAUUGUUCUACCUGGCAAGCCAAUGCUUGCCCUGACAGAACAGUCGCCUUAUUGCAACAUUGAAUUCCCCAUUUUAGGGUGAUUUAUCAUUUGUGACAUUCAAAUUAGACAGUUUGGCUACGUGUUAUACAAAUAAUCUAGAAAGUUCAAAGAAAGCUAUUUAAGGCAGCCAGAACAAGAAUAUAAAGCAUUCUAAUAAAGUGUUCCUUGUUGGAAAUAGAAGUUCUGGGGCAUAUUGGGGCAUCAGUUGUUAACAGGGAACCAAAGGGCAUUGCUUGUCUUGAGAGCUGGCAGUGAAUCAUGUCACCUCAUCAUUUGUCCAUCGCUACUCCUUCACCACUUGCUCCAUCUGAACCGUCUUUAUUUCCAUACUACUUAGAUAGAAGCCAGAGCUUUUUCAGGUAUGGGUGUAUGGGUGGGUGUGUUGGGGAAUAUUGUUUAUACAUGAACUACCAAGGCCCUACUGAUCGGCAGCCAUGUCAAAGAUUUUCAGAUCAGCUGUGGUGAAGAGAGAGAAAAGUUAGCAACGGCAGGGAAGCUGGACAGUAGUGACCAUAAGGAAGACUACUAUUAGGCCAUACUUGAAGUAGGGGAAAAGGCUUUUUCUGAGGAAGAAGUCUCCUUUGUCCACUUAGCAGCUGUUGCUGCUUUGCUACAGACUAGAUCAUUGAUAAACAGAGCCAUUUUGAAAAGAAUGGACAAGGUCAACUGUCAAACUUUGAGGUAGCGCUUCAGCUUUAUUAAAUACUUUAAACAAUCUAAUUACUUCAAUCUAGCGAGUUCAUUUGCAAAAAGGUGUUAUCAUUAAAUAGUCCAGUCUACCUCACCCCCGAAAAACUUCAGUAGAACAGGAUUUACUUUUGUUAGAUUUAUUAAUAGCACUCUUGUGAAUUUAAUAAAAAAAACUGUUCCAAUUCUUCCUGUGCUGGUUCUAAAGAGGGAAAGGAGCUUCACGUCUUUCCUUCCUCUACUAAAAUAGACUCGUAUUUAUUAAAGAGGGAUUAAUUUUCCUUUGCACUGAAAAGCGUGACCUUUCCUAGCAAAAGAAUAGUAAUCUGUAAGGUAUUAAUCUAGGAGAAUUCUGCUUUUCAAAGCCUUUCCCCCAUUAAAAUAGUUUUGGUGCUCUGUGUAUAGUCCUGCUAAGUAUAUGCAUGAGAAUGCUAAACUUUCACUUGUGAUACACAGAGAUUUAAGUUCCUGAUUUUUCAAUAUACUACAGUUAGUAUUUGUCAUCCUUUUCUGGGAAGCGCACAAGAAUUCCAAAGUGCAGUGCUCUUUUAGUGUGGUAAUGGCCUCCUGAAUUAAGGAGCAGGCAACAAUGCAGCACAGAACAAGAGGCAGACCAUAGUCAGGUUCUAGCUCCAAUCUAGAAUUGUGAAAAUCCACUUUAGAGGUCUUUUAUUGCAUAAGUGGUAUAUGAUAUUUGUUAUAUAAUUUUUUUCUGUGAUAUCCUGUAGAUAUUGGUCUGUUAACAGGGCGUCAUAGCCACACCAUGGUUUGACCAUUAGAACCAUGCCUUUUGCUCAGUUGCUCAUUCCUCAAAUGCUUGUAUCAAAUUUCUUUCAUCCUAGUGUGAUGGCCAGUUUGUUGCAUUCAGAUCAGGCAAACAAGUUUGUCACAUGGAGUAGUUUGUUUACUGAGUGGAAAGAAAACAGUCAUUUGAACUGGGUUUCCAAUCCUUCUUUGGAGAUAAACUUUGGUUUGUGAUAGCCCUAAUUUACCUAAUUAAGUUGCAACUUCAGUGGGUUACCAUAAACCAGGGAGUGAGAAGGGUAAUGGGAGCUUUUAUGCCUGAUUCAUUUCCCAGUUUACCAAGCCCUUGUUUGGCCUGAUUGUCAGAAUUAAAUUAUAGACCAGGGACCAAAGGGAUGCAUAGGUUCCUGCGUGGACCUUGUUCUGGGCUGGGGAAUUGUUUGUUUUCCUAGGUAAAGGUAAAACCAAACACAGGAUGGUUAAGUUCAGCCAAAGGCGACUAUGGGAUGUGGCGCUCAUCUCACUUCAGGCUGAGGGAGCCAGUGUUUGUCCACAGACAGCUUUCCGGGUACUGCUUCUGUCCCCUGUUUUCCUAGGAACAGCACCCCACUCACAUUAGUAUCCCUCAGUUUUAGGAACAUUUUGCAAUGUGGCACUGCAUUGAAUCUAGAAUCAUGUGAUCUCACAGAAUUUGUCCCAUGGUUCCUGGUUAUGACUUUUCUUGAAUAGACUGUGUGGCAGUCUUGAAAUUGAACUGUUUUGGUUUUCAGGCUCCUGUAAUACUGGUGAUCCCAUGUGGUCUGGCCAUUCACCACCACCGCACCAAGAAAACUGGGUCAGUUUUGCUGAUAACACACCAACCAGUACUAUUUUAGCCAUGCAUCCUGCUUCUGUCCAGGUGUGACAUUUUAUUGGUAUUCUUUUGAUUUGCUUCAUUCCAAUUAAUGUCAGUCAUUUUCAUAUUGUCACCAAAGAUUCAUGCCGUGACUCUAAAUGUGAGUGUGUUUAAGAUCAGUCUCUGAUCUAUUCUUCUUUACAUAAUAUAACCUCUGUCACUGAAGAUUCUUGAUCAAGCAAACCUUUUAAGUUAACCUGCCAGCAUACGCAAAACUAACUUUCAGCUUUUCUUUGUCCUUAUAAUUAUUUUAAACUAUUCUUUGCAUAGUUUUCAUAACUUUGUGUUGCUUACAUGAAUGUUGCUACUUCUAUCUUAAGUAUAUUUUCAAAAUACUUUCUUUAGAAUCCCACCUAACCAGCACAAACUGGAAGACUUCUAAAGCUACUUCGAUAAAUAACUUUCAUUUCCUUUCUUAGGUCAAUAUACAAAAUGGUAGGCUGUUGAUACAUUUAUAUAAUGCUGAAGAAAAAUGUUUCCUUUCAGGACCAGACAACAGUCCGAACUGUAGCAUCAGUUACUACAACAAAUGAAAUUCGUAGGCAAUCAAGUAGUUAUGAUGAUCCUUGGAAAAUAACAGAUGAACAAAGGCAAUAUUACAUAAAUCAGUUUAAAACCAUUCAACCUGAUCUAAAUGGAUAUAUUCCAGGUGAGUUCUUUUAAACACAUAAGUUACAAGAGUACAUAUUUUAGUUUCCUACUAGUAAAGACACUGGGUUGAUUUCUAAGAUUCUAUAAGCAGAGUUGCAUUCCUGGUUCUUGCUAAUGGAAGGGAGAGGCAGGUUUUGUUGAUUUCCCAUGUGCCCUCCAAAAUCUGUUCUAGUGGGUCGAAAGAUCCUCUGGAACAGUGAGGCAAGCAGUGUAAGGAAUCCUCUAAUUUAUAGAAUCCUCUGAUUUAUAGAAAGGAAUCUUACGCACCAACCUCAUAUUUUCUUGGACUUUAUAUACCAUUUAUAUGCCAUUAUAGUUUUGUGAUGAGUGCUACAAUUAUAUUAUUGCAUACAGUAUGAUUCCAGAUAUUUUUUAAAACUAACAUUAGAAGAUAGAAAUCUCUUUAGAACCUCACUAUUUUCAGUGUUUCUGCAAUACACUUAUAUUUUUUUCCCUGCAAUACACUUAUAAUCCUUCCAAGUUAUAAUUUUAGAAUCAAAGUUAAACGUCAUUGUUUUAAUAUUUCAGGUUCUGCAGCUAAAGAAUUUUUUACAAAAUCAAAACUUCCUAUUCUUGAACUUUCGCACAUUUGGUAAGUGUGAAAUAUAGCUAGGUUGGGGAAGUUCCUUUGUUUCAAAUCACAGUUCUUUGGUUGUGGAGCUGAAAUGCCUAGUAUUUAAAUUACCUUUCAUAAUUUACAUUAAAACAUAUCCCCUGCACUGUCAGUGUAACUUUUGCUGCAAUCCUAUACAUGCAUACUUGGCAGGAGGUAUCAAUGAACUUAUUUUCUUACAUCUGAGUAGAUGUGUAGGCUUGAACAGUUAGAAGUUAAAUCAAAUAAUAAACUUUCAACUGACCUAAUUUUGAAAUAAAGCUUCCCUUUUGUAAUAUGGCUGUGCUAUAAAUCGCCAUAUCGCUGAAUACCAUACUGAAAUAAUAUCAUGAUAAGUUUCAGCAAGGCAAUAUACCAGUGAACAGAAGGUGAACACUUAACAGCUUCCCAAGGGGUAGCUCAGCUGAACCGAUACUUUGCAGAAAAUUUGCAUUCAAAUACUUUGAAUGAUUCCUCAUGUUUUACUUAAAAGGACAUUUAAGAAGUCUAGGCUUAACCCAUCUCUCAAUAAACUAACUUUUCUUGUAUAGAAUAGCAGCCAACAUUUGAUUCAGCAACAUUGUAUAUAGUGUCUCUGAUCCCAUGUUGCUCGCUCUUUCUUUUUUGUAACAGAAGGCUCCCAUUGGCUGAAAUGGGAAGAAGUGAUUUUUGCCAAUUCCACCUUCCCCUCUAGUCCCUUGUGCCUACCACCCAUGCUAUUACCUAUGGUACUCCAGUUUUUGGAGCAGAUAUUCAGGAAGCAUAGUGGACUGUAGUGGGAAGGUGAAAUUGCUGAACAUUGACCUCGUUUUAGAAGCAGAAUGCCAGACUGUGUGGUGUGAGCUUAAAGCUUUCUCAGUAAAAGUGAAGUUCAGUAGAAACAUAGUUUAGAAGUAAUACUUUCCCUCGCCUUUUCAGGGAGCUGUCGGAUUUUGAUAAAGAUGGUGCAUUAACACUGGAUGAAUUCUGUGCUGCUUUCCAUCUAGUAGUUGCUAGGAAGAAUGGCUAUGACUUGCCUGAGAAACUGCCUGAAAGUUUAAUGCCCAAACUGAUUGAUUUGGAGGACUCAGCAGGUAUUUCCUUUCUUCUGUAGAGUUUUGUUCCUUUAAAACUACUGUUAAAAGUAGGAUGUCAUUAGGCAACAUUAAAUUUACAGUGUAAAUUGUACUAAUUUAAGGUUGACUCAGAGUAGAUUCAUUGAAAUUAAUGGACUUAAACUAGUCAUGAUCAUUCAUUUCAGUGGGUCUGCACUGAGUAAAAUUUAGCUGAGUGCAACACAAAGGCCUGUUAAUAAGGAAGCAAUUUCUUAUUCUUGGGGUGGUUUUGUGUAUUGUGAGUCACGGUUUUAGAGUCGCGAUUGAAAAUGUGGUGAGAGAUGGUGAGAAAAGUUAGAAUGGACUGAACUUGCAGUAUGAUGUCUCAAGCUAGCAACUAUAUUUUUGUAGCCAAGGACAGACAGCUCUGUUCUUUGGAAACUAUAAGUAACAGAUUCGAGGGUGUUUGAUCUUAGCAAACUCAUGUACCCAAAAGCAAUAUAUGAAAUCCCUAUGAUUCCACAAAUAAGUUAAUGAAAAUUAUAUUAAUGUUCCUGUCUGAGACUUUAGUAUGAUUGCUGAUAUCCCAAGGGCUGCCCUUGAAGGUUGGGACCUUUUGGAAUAGAAUUUCCAUGAGGGUCUAUUACUAAUAGAGACUCUAUCACCUCUCCCAACCUCUGUAGGAGAAGAGAGAUUGGAACUUCCUCCAGUUUGUAAAUCCCGUUUUCAAGCUUAUUUCAGUAUCUGUGUCUUAUUAAUUUAAAUUGCAAGAGUGUUGCUAGAAAAACCUUUUAAAAUAGAAUACUGUUACAUUCCUUGAGCCCUGUAAUUUUUAAAUUAUCACUGCUGCCGUGUAUAUAUUUUGUAAUGUGCAUAGAUAACCUUGCGUUACAAGCAAGCUUCUGUAAUAAGUGAGAUUGAUACACAGAACAAAUUAUGGUUAGUAAAGCUUUGAACUGAAACCUAAUUAAGACGUUAACACACAAUUGUGCUUGACUUCCAUAGUGGUUCCUGUUUCAGAAGCAGGGGAUCAGUCUGGUGAGGUAGGUUAUGCAAGUUCACCAGCAGAAGCACCUCCAAGCAAAUCACCGUCAAUGCCAUCACUAAAUCAAACAUGGCCCGAGCUGAAUCAAAGCAGUGAGGUUAGCAAACAGUAUCUUACUUUGAAAGUUUCUUAUUUUAAAAUCUAAUGUAUGGCACAAUAUGAACUAGAUGCCACUGUGCCAUAAAAGCUGGCUUAUGUACCUCAUUUUGAGUGUUCACUGCAUAAACUGAGCAGAAAUAUAUGGCCUUGAUCCUAAGCCAUAAUACAUAAGGGUAUAUUUUGAGAUUGUCAAUAGGUGCUCAAACAUUUGAUUAUUAAUCUAUACUUACUCGUAAUCAUUAAAGGUGGACUGUUCCAUCGGUGAUAUGUCUUCUACUCAGCAUUAGGCCUAUUGUUACCUCGGUGGCAUAAUUUCUUGACAGUAACAUUGCCUGUGCAGAAGACCAAGAUUGGAACAGGUCUUUCAGGAGGAUCUCAAGUUCUCCAAACUAUCCUCCUGAACGUCCUGAAAGCAUAGGCAAGUUUUGCACUGUCAAGAUCUGUUGUAAGCCAGGCUGCUGUUUAGGCUGCGAGAAGUAAAGCUACAGGGAGCCAGGCAGAGGGCCUUCUCGGUAGUGGCACCCACCCUAUAGAAUGCCCUCCCAUCACAUAGUAAGGAGAUGAGUAAUUAUAUAACAUUUAGGAGACUUGAGUAAAAUCCACUAGGUAAGAAAUACAUAUUCUAACAGCAGAAAUAUCAGUUACCAUUUACUAUGCUAUGCUGGCUCAAUUAAUAAGCAUAAUUAUAGGGAAAUUUUGAUUCAAAGAAGGGCCAAAAAUUACUAUUGAUUUGCCUAGUAUGCAUAAUUAUGGUAUUGCUUAUUGCAAAGGGUAAUAAUUAACAAUAACAGGUGAAAUUUUUAAAGAGUUGCCAUAUUACUGGACGGGUAGAUGUCUUAAUGGCUAUUAGGCAAAAUAGUUGCUUUUGGAAUGUAUGUGAGGUAGUGUGCCUUGUGACUGCAAGUUACUGGUGUCAAACUAGAGAUGGCCAUUAUUUUCACACUGCAGUUGUGAGCUUUCAGAGGCUCCUGUUGUUCCAGCAGACCCUAAACUACCUUUCUUGGUUGGAACCUACAGGGCCAGGGCAAUUCCUAAAUUGUUGUAUAUGUAAAUCUUCAGGCAUCCACUAGUAAUUGGCAUGUCAAGGUUCCUCCGAAGUUAGAAGCCUAGAGGUGAGGAAUGAGUAAAAAUACCCAGGCAUAUGAUUUUUAUUUAGUUAUUUAUUUCACACAAUUGAUAUACUAUAAGAAAAUGAAUUGAAAGGUGUUGCCUUGUAAUCAAGAGAUCAGAGGUAUGUGAAUGAGAAGACCAACAAAAAAGGGGUAGUGUGUUUUUUUUAACUGAAAGUAAUACAGAAUACUUGACAAAUACUACUAAGACUAAUGUGUAUUGGGUUAUAUUUCCAAAAGUUCUAGGACAGCAUUUAGCACUCUGAUUCUUUUGAAUUAUUAAUCCUAUAUACUGCCAAAUCAAAGUGUAAACAAUUAUGUAGGAAAUUCAAUAUGUUUACAUUUCAUGGCAGGCUUGAGGCCAGUUGAGUUUUUAUGUACAAAUGUAUCUGGUUCAAAUACUUGCUAAAUCAUGUUUAAUCUUCUUGGAAUGAACUUUUGCAUUGUUUUGCUUAUUUGGGAAACCUAUCCAAUUUUCAGAUUACGAUUUCACUUGCCUUUCUUUGAAUUGUUUGGUUUGUUGGGGGUUAUGUGGAGAUUGUAUUUAAAGAUGCUGUCAUCCCCACACUCACCUACCUACUUGGAAAGUUAACUUAUGUCAAAUUCUUACACUGUUUUUAACAGUUAGGUCUUCUUGAGGAGUCUUGAUUCUUCAUAUUGGAACUGCCUCUAGGGUUGUCAAAUUGAUUUAUUUUUUAUUUUAUUUAAAAUAUAUCUACUGUCCAACAUGCUAAUCUGUCUGGCAUUUUUAGGAUAACAAAGAUUGUGCUACUGUCUCACUUAUAAUUCAUAAUGCGCAGUAACUUACUCUUCAUUUAACUAGAUCAAAUUGUUGUGAAAUACAAUGCUCUAAAACAUCUAGCAAAGCAAGUUGAAGCAGUGUGAGAAUAUUUUCAGUAAUAUUACAAUUUAAUGUUCCUUUAUAAACUAUUUCAUUGUCCACUUAAAAAGGUGUAGCAGUUAAUGACCAGAACUUAUUAAUUGUUACUCUACAAGUAUCACCAGUAUCAGACAGGGUUAGGGCCUGAAAAUGUAAUACUGUACAUACUGGAAGUCAGUACAAUAUCCAGAAUCAGGGUCAACAAGGGAUGAUGAUGAGUGACAGAAGUGGCCCCACAGGUAAUUCAAGUAACAGAGCUCCCCACUAGAUUUCUCUUCUUAGGUAGGAAACAUUCUGUUUGUUGUUUUUUAAGGUUCCUGAUUUGAUUGCCAGGUACUGACAUACGUCACAAGCAGGAUGAUGAUGUGGCAUUUAGCAGCCAUCAACAGAAAGCAUUAAGAUUUAAAUCCCUGAUACAUCAGGCAUUAUCUUGGGUAGAAUCUAAACAGCGGCUUAAGGUUCAUUCCAAGGAAUUCUGCUGGCCUGGUGGGAACUUCUAACCUCCAUGCCAUAUCACAAACAGCCCACAUGCAGUAUGGGGAACUGCUUUUGAGGAAACAUGUCUAGUUAUAAUGGACUAGUCAUUAUAUCUAAUAUUCAUAUUCUUAGGGUAUACAAGUUUUCAUAAAGUGUGUUUUUCUAAAUGGAGCAUAAUAUUUCUGUAUCUGGAAAUAUUAUUUCUUAUGAUAGAAAAUUUUUGAUUUUCAGAGCUCUUACUAAGCAAUAUGUAUGGCAAAUCAAUGCAUAUUAAUUAUUUCAUGUGCCCCUUCUACAUUUUCCCAGCCACAUGUGAUCUGUUUAUCCCUGAGCAGCUGUUUAUAGAUAAGCGGGCCCAUAUUACUGGGAAAAGAUAUAAAGACCACCUGAAAGAGGUUGCUGAAGUGUUUUGGUUUGACUAAUAAGUUACUCACCAUUCCACUAACGUGAGAUACAUUAACACCAAUCUUCUACAAAGUAAUCUGCCUUUCAAAUCCUAGAUCAAAUCUUAAUUUCUUUGAUGCCUGGUUAUUGCUAUUGUGUCCAUGUCUUCUUUUCCCUUUUCUUAGCAUGAAAAACCGACUUGGCAGUUGUGUAUUAUGCCAGAGCAUGUCCUGUAUCUUGUUGAAAUGAUUGCCAAGGUGGACUUCCCUAUUGAUUUACCGAGUUUGAACUUCUAAUCCUCAGCAUUGUUUCAAUUAUAAAUUAAAUAUUUCUACACUGGUAUAAAAUGUACUCAGAUUAGAAACAUUUUUGAGGAUUGCUUCGGGAAUUGCAUUGGCAAGUUGUUGGUAAUUUUGUAAACGUGUUAUCUGUAGCUUUUAUUCCUGAUUCAUUUUGAGGUGAAAAUUAAUACAAAAAUCCAGGAAAAAUUGGAGUACACAGGGUUGUAUCCAAAGUAGCACUAUGUGAAUAUUCCAUCACUGCAAGGAUUUUUGUUUGUGCAAUGAAACAUUCUCCCCCAUCCCUCCACCAACGUGCCCCCCACAUUUCCCAACCUUCUGUUGAAAUUUUUAGGAUGGCACGGGAUGGGGAAGGGGGAGGGAAUUCCCAUUGCACAAGUGGAAAUCAUUGCGCUGACAUGGAUAUGUUAGCUGAAUGCUGCCCAUUGUAGUUACACAUACAGCAUGAUCAGACAUUAUAAGAGGUUUCCAUUGUCAGUAGCUUGAUUUUGUUGUUAAAACAUAUACACUUACUUUCACAGAAGGGAAAUCUCUUGAUUUGCUCAUACCCUAUGCAAUAUUUAACAGUUAAAUUCUUGGUAGCAUUGAGAAGCCGAAAGGAUGAAGCUCAAAAUACAUUUUUAAAAAUGUGUGUGUUGACAGUUUUUGCAAAUAAAACAACUGCCAUCGCAACCUCUGAACCUACCUUAAAUCUUCUCCAGGAAACCUUUACUCCAUCUCUCAUGCUGACUUGUCUCUCCUCUGUCUGUUCAGCAGUGGGAGACAUUUAGCGAACGCUCCUCAAGCUCACAAACUCUGACCCAAUUUGAUUCUAACAUUGCACCAGCUGAUCCUGUAAGUCAAUCACUUAGCUUGCUUGUUUGAAAUUAAUUUUAUUAACUCUGAAUUUUCAUUAAUUGUAUCUUGCCUGUUAAUGCAUGAUUCUACAAAGCUUGGUUGGAAAUGGUGGCAGAAGUCAUAAAUUUUAUCUGCUUUAAAAUUUAUUGGAGGAAUCAUAUGUAUGCAGUAUGAUUCAAGUUUAAUUAUAGAACAUUUUAUGAGUUCAAGAAAUAAAAUGCAGUCUGUUCAUUUUUUUGAAGUAUCUUCAGUGUACAGAGUGUGUUGAAAUUCUUAAUCAUUAUGGCUGUGACACUUCUUAGCUGCCUUGUGCUGAAAAACAGGAUUGAAAUUAGAAAAUAAGUAUGGUAACUUGCCAAAGACCAGUUUGAACAAGGAUAGCCAAAGUCACAUGCAGAUCCAGUCCUUUCAUCCCAAAGCCCACACAUAAAGCCCUUUUUUAUAGAUACCAUGUAAUCGCAUUUGCUAAUCUUCAUUUUUCUACUUCUCCUAAGUACAUGUCACUGCUUUCAUGAACACAACCACUGUCCUCUAUGGACACCACCAAGGCAACAGGCGUUGCUUGUCUGUAUAAUGGCCCGUAUGUGACAAUUUGCCCAAGUCAUAUAUACAUCCUUCAUUCUCCAUAGUGUGGUGUUUCUCGCAGUUUUUAAUUUCAGGACCUCUAACAAACAUACUCUGCCCUCAUGUACCCCAUCCCACUGAGAGCCAUGUAUUGGGCAUGUGAUGGUGCAUAAUCUUCAUUCACUGCUUUGUGAAUGACUCCCACACUGCCAGAGCAAAGCACUAGAAAGGAACAUCUCUGGGUCCUGUAUAUUCUCUUGCUGUCUGCAGUUUCCGUAGUUGGUAAGUUAAAUCUGAUGAGAGGAAAAUCAGUGUGUGCUGUAGCGUUUCCCUCAGUAGAACUACAUUCUCCCAUGUGACUUGUCAUACUGUUUUAGAAACACGGUACUAAAGGCACAGACUUUGUUCUUUGCGAAUGCAAAAGCUGAGCAGCAGGUAAUGUGGGGUGGGCUGUGAAGCAUCUUGGCAGGUGGCAUGCAGCAAGUGGGUGGGAUGACAGCUUUUGUAGAUCCAUAGUUUUUCUUGGAGGGCCAGAAGUGAAGUGCUGUUGCACUUGCAUCCUGCUUGCCAGUUUUUUAUGGACAUCAGGCUGGCCAUAGCGAGAGUAGGAUGAUGGACCUUUGGCUUGAUCCAGCAGAAUCUUAACCAGCCCUGUGUUACACGUACUGCUGUACAACAGAAGCAGUGUGCAGCACAGUGUGGUCUAGCUGCCACUGUGCCGUGACUAUAUACUUUCAUAUAUACUUCACCAUGUAAAUUGCUACAAAUUAAGGCACAUGAGCUCCUGAACAACUUAUUUAGAAACACAUAUAACCUUGUGCAAGCAGAAUAUUGUUUGCAAACUGCUUAAAGUGUUUGUUUAACAGGCAGCCAGUAAGAUUUGCUCCAGUGAUGAUUUGCCCAAUGCAGAUAAGCAAAUGAUAUGCUUCCAUGUACUUUGCUAGUGAAAGAGCUGUCAUGUACUGUUUUGAGUAUCACAACAAAGUUGCAACAGAGUUUAUUUUAGUAUUCAAGCUUUUUAAUGAAACUUUUGAUUAAGUUAUCAACUUUAGACCAAUUAAUUCUACUAAGCUAAGUUCAAUUUAUACCUCUUUGUCUUAGGAUACUGCUAUUGUUCAUCCUGUUCCUAUUAGAAUGACUCCAAGCAAAAUUCAUUUGCAAGAAAUGGAACUUAAAAGAACUGGAAAUGGUAAGUUGUUAGGUGGUGCCUUUAGAACAACCUCUACGUAGCUAAACAUUAAUUUUCACAAACAUAAUUAGUUACUGCAAGCCUAUCAAACAAUGUAUUCAUUUUUGUAUCCAUUGAUAUUGUCACUAUGGGGUUCUUGAAACCAUUAAUAGUUUUAUCCUAUUCAGUUAUCACACUGUCAUAUUCACAUGAAAUGCUAAACCAAGAAACAAGCCAUUCACUUGCCACAUUUAAUUGUGUGAAUGAGGCUAGGGCUCAUCAGCUCCCCCAACUUCUCCUCUGGUAUGGCCAUGAGGAGAUCAGAAGGUUUAGCUUCUGGUUUUGACUAUCUGCAAUUUGUUACAUCGAAAUUGGGAAAAACUAGCUUGUUGAAACAAACCAUCUCCAAUCCAUGGUUUGUGAAUCUGGCUUUCAUAGUCAAAAUUAAGCACAGUAUAGGGACCCCACUGGAGGAGGAAAAGGGAGCAGGUUGUUGACAGGAACAAGUCUUGUUCAUGUGCAUCUGAACCAGACCACACUUUUCUAGCCUGAUUUAGCUUGCACAUUUGUUGAGAAGCUAAAAUUGCAAAGGGGGUUAGCAUUGAGUAGCACUCUAUAUAGAAGUGGCAGUAUAAAAAUACUGUAAGACAAUGCAGACAACAACAAGUACAUGGAUUGAGGGUGCUUGAAUUUAAAAAAAUGUACCGGUAAUUGUGGCUUCUUAUACCAUUUUUCUAUAAUACAAACUUUUAAACCCCUACAAAUAAUAGACUUGAAUGAUAUCAUUUUAUGUUGCAUUUGAGCAGUUUUGAUGUUCUUAAAAUUAUUGUCUUGUAUUUUAAUAUUGUGUAUUAUUUAUUCUUUUGUAAGCCACUCAAAAGCAUGUUUUGAUGCGUGGCCAUUAAUCUAGUAAUAAAAUAAAAAAUGUUUUUUCUUUCUCUAAAAAGAACAGAUAUCCUGUUCAUGUAAUUUGGCUUUUCAGUCUUCCCUUCCCUUUGCAUUCCCCCAAAAUCUGUUCCUGGGGAUUGGUGUGUGAUAUGAUGCACAUGUAGAGGGGAGUUGAUAUCCACAUAUACACGUGUGGCCAGAAAUGCAAGUUACGAUCUUAGCUGUUCAAAAUUUUAAUUUUUACAUAUUACUAUGGUGUCAGACUUUGAGCAUUAGGUGAAAUUUGCCAUAAGAAGAGAGGUAGACUAGCUUAUUGUUACUAAAUAUAUAUUUUAUUCCCUUUUAGAUCACACAAAUCCCACAAGUCCUUUACUUGUAAAAUCACCUGAUCUUGUAGAAGAAAGUAAAAUGAGUUCAUCUGCAAAAUUUGUAGGAGGAAACACAGUUGGUAAGCAUCAGUGUUUUCUUUCCUAGUAGGGUAUCAGCCUACUUCAUUUCACUGCAAAUAGUUAAAUGACUGUAACCCAAUACCAAAUUCAAGAUUUGGGGAAGUAGUACAUUCAGCAGCUACUCUGUCCAUCUGUGUGCAGCGGAAAACCCUUUAAAAUGCACAUUUAUUUUGUGUUUGAAAAAGGAUGUGAAGCAUCCUUCAGAGUUGGGGAUUCAGAAGUCUUAUUCUUUAACACACUCUAGCCACUCUGAUGCCCUCUUAGACCUCUUUACGCAUACUUUAAGGAUUGUGUCUGGUAGCUGCUAGCCAGUUGGAAUCCAUGCAGACCUAUAUAAUUUCUCAGAUCUUCAGUCAAAGUGGUGGAAAUAGUAAAGUAUAUUUUUGCAGUACAGACCCCUGGUUGGUAGGUAUUGUUGAUUAUUCUAGAGUAAAAGGAUAUGAUCUAAUAUAUGUGAAGGGGCCAGAUCCAUUUUAGGAAGAUUCUGGUAUGGAAACUUGUUUUGCUUAUCAAUUUUGUGUCACUUGUGACCAAUAUACCUUAUUUAUAGAAAAGUCACUUGUAAGUUUUAUUCUGUAAGAUUAUUCUGUGGAAUAAUCAAAACAUGAUUAAUCAACAAGCAAUGUAUGAUUUUCUUUUUCUUAUAUCAGCAGAUGGUUACAGCAGCUCAGAUUCCUUUACUUCUGACCCAGAACAUAUUGGAAGCACUGUAACAAGACAACGGUAAUUAGAUGCUUAAAUAUGAAUGAUGUUAAAGUAGCAAUUCCUAUCCAAGGGUAAAGUACCCAUCUCCUACUCCACAAUUUGUCCCCCCAAACACACAGCCUGGUAAUCUUUAAUAGAAAUUCAUAAUUCUAGAAGGAGUCAAUUUCCUGAUUGGUCUUUUUGUGUGUGUUUGUGUUGACAUAAGAGCUGCUGCGUCACUUCCUAAGUCAGGCAUGCUCAAACUUGGCUCUCCAGAUGUUUUGGGACUACAGCUCCCAUCAUCGCUAGCUAACAGGACCCGGUGGUCAGGGAUGAUGAGAAUUGUAGUCCCAAAACAUCUGGAGGGCCAAGUUUGGCUAUGCCUGUCCUAAGUGUUUAUUUGGUGGUAUAGCAGUCCAUAAGUUUAACAAGCACUUAGUGUUAAAACGUUCACAGAAAAGUGCACUGAGUUCCAGAAUAAAAAGGGUGCAGGGUGGUGCUUCAGUGGUGGUGUUCUGUUAUACAUAAUUAUCGACUACAAUGCCUCUUGACACAACUGUUUUUGUCUUGUGUCUUUUCCUGGCUCCAAGAAUAUAUUCUCAAAGAAUUUAAGCACUCCUGCAAGCUGUAUUCACUUACCACCAUUGUUUAACUGUCUAUUUGUCAGUCAUAGAAUAAGAUUUCCUUUCCUCCAUUCUGCAGCCUGAAGUGAGGAUGGGCAACAUAAAGCCCUCAGGUCAGAUCCAUGAUCCAUAGGGUGCUAUUAGAACAUUGGAAAUAUGUGUGUGUGCUGUUUAGCAAACUUCUAGUUUCCAGCAUUGUGAUGCAAACCUGUAAAUUGCAAGGGCAGUGGAGCUGAGUUUUCCAGAAUGCAGAAAGAUCUAAUGAUAUAAAACUAUUUCCCAGCAUUGCCACAUGUACACAUUCUAAAGUAUUUAUACAAGGAUGACUAUAAAGUCUUUCUAUUCUUUUGGUGAAAAAGGAGCUUGUCUCAUUUUAGAGUAGAAAGUGUUCUCUGGAAACAAUAGGCUAUCCAUGUUCAAGCUGGUUUGAUAGAUCCAUGCAGAAAACAGGCCCUAUAAUUUGAACAAGGUGACUUCCCCAGUCUAAACAAAAUUAAAAAAAAUCUACGUUUGUUCCUGGUAUGAGCUUUUGUGUGCAUGCACACUUCUUCAGAUACACUGAAACAGAAGUCACCAGACCCUUAUAUAUAGUGAGAGGGUGGGGAAGCGUAUUACUCUGAAGGGUGGUGGGAAUGGGUGAUUGGCUGAUAGGUGUGGUAAACCUGUUGAUGACUGUGACUGCAAUUGGGCUUACAGGAAAAAGCAAGGGGUGAGAUGGCUAAAAAUAGCUGUAUCAUGUAUAAUGAGAUCAGAAUCCAAUGUCUCUAUUCAGACCAGAUCUCUCCAUGGUUUUAAAUUUGGUAAUAAGUUGCAAAUCAGCAACUUCUCUUUCCAAUCUAUUUCUGAAAUUCUUUUGUAAUAAGACAGCUACUUUGAGAUAUAGCUGAUCUUAAUCUACAAGUGCAGGUAGCUUCAUUGCAUCAUGGCUGGCAGAUCACAACUCAGUACUUUUCAGUUAUCUUCAGUAGUUAAUAUCCACCUUCUUAAAGAGCAAAUUUUACUGGUAAGGAAACAGUUGCUGUGUUCUGAUGACUAUAUGGGGCUCAUGAACUACAGUUUGCAAUAGAAUUUCUGUAGUUCCAUUGUUUUUCAGAUCACAUUCAGGGACGUCUCCCGACAAUACAGCUCCUCCACCACCACCACCAAGGCCUCACCCUUCGCACUCAAGAUCAUCAUCUUUAGAUAUGAACAGAACCUUCACUAUUACUCCAGGUGGGCAUGGUUCAGAUUCUUUUAUAAAGUCAGUUUGUUUUAUUCAUUCUUAAAUCAAGUUCAGGGUCACUUGGGUAGUUCUCCUUUCUGUUUAGAACGGUACUGAAUGUUCAUGAUGUUGAGACAGUUGGGAGGAAAGCUUGUUUGUUUCGGUCAUGUUUGCAAUCUUGGGUGGAGGACGGUGUUAAUAUUUGUGUCCUAAAAUAUAAUUAUUAAUGGGAACAUGUUGCACAAGAGAAAUCUUCACAGUAUGUUUCAGCAGAAAGCCUACCUGAAGAUUUAGAUCUCUCUCCUGUCAGCUCCUGUCUUGCUUUUUUUGCGGGAAUCACCUGGAGCUGCAGCUGGUUUGUUGAAGUGUGCCUUACUUUCUUCUUCUUUCUGCUUGAGGCACGCCAUCCUAUACAUGUUUGCUCAGAAGUGAGACCCCUUGAGUUCAGUGGGGUUUACUGCUGAGUAAGCGUUCACAGGAUUGCAGCCUGCGUGAUCAAGAUUACAUAGGCUAAUCUGUAGGAAUUUGAUGAGUCAGUAAACUUGCCCGAAGGCCUAGGAUUUGGAACUUGCUGAGCCCCUUAAACCAUGUAACAAUUAAAAUACAGCAAGUGACUGCCGAAGCUUGACCCUGCUUAAAUCCAAACAACUGCUUGUUUUAAAGUACUUAGCCAAAAGUUGUUAACACAGCUGAAAACAUAUUUAGUGUUCUCUUCUAAAUAUUACUGCCUUGUAGGUCAACAGCAAACUGGAGUGAUUGCCUACCCCCCUGCAGUGCCUCCAAGACCUCCACCCACACAGGUUAUUUUUCGAUUUCUGUUGAAAUUAUAAAUUAAUUGCAUCUGUUUAGUGGUGGUACCGAUUUCUGUUAAUAAUAUUGUAAUAAUAUCUUCACUGAAUAGUUCCAUCUCAGAACAGGGAAAAAUGAAAUGAAAUAAAUGUACAGGAAAACGAUAAUAAACAAAAACUACAGAAUCCAUAAAAAAGUCCAAUAAAUAUCCUGAACAAUUCCAUCAUAAAACAGGGUAAGCUAAGCUGCAGUGAGGACAACUCUUAAAAUUUUCAAUUUAACCAAAUAUCUGGCUAAAGAAAAUGGAACAUCCAGGCAUGUACAAUAACCUAAUGACAUUUUGGGACGAGGUGAUUUGCAAAAUUGACAAAAUCAUUUUAAUAAAGGAGCAAAUUUAAAAUCUUGGUACAAGAUAUGGCAAAUAUCUCUCACUGAAAAAAUAACUGAUAAAUUGAGAAUGGUGAGAGGAAUUAAAUGCACAGAUACUUUUGUAAGAGAAUGGUGGAAAUGUAUUGCUUUCAUAAACAUGCCAGAAAACAAAAGAAAGGUCUCUAGCAUGUAUGCUAAUUUAUGGAUAUCAUCAUCAUUAGAUUUUAUUUGUAGUAAUACUUUCAACAUUUUAUGGGAAUUGUCAUCUAUAAAUCAUAAGCAGGGGCCUAUCACUUAUUGAAUUCUUAGUUUCUAUUCAUCUACAUUCCGUCAUGUUUUUGUAUUUCACAGGACAUUAUGUUCCAGGUAUUCUGGAAAAAGGAUUUUAAUAAUUACUUUAAUAGUAAUUAGUAUUAAGCAAUCAAAUAUCCUUCCCACUGCAGCUUGCACCAGGGGCACCCCUUUACUACCUCUUUUUAUGAGAGACAAUGAUGGCCUCACUCUGUGCCAACAGACUCUCUCACUCUGUGGCUUCUGAGCAGCUUAACAACUUUUACCCCUGUUCUCCACCCUACCCAAGUUGUCACACUGAGUGGCAUGAAUCAUUGUCUACAUGCACCCACAGCAAUAAAAUAUAUAUUAAAAAUGUUUUUCUCUUAUAUGUUUAUAUGGAAGAAAACAACUAGCAAAAUAAACAUAUGUAACAUACAUGGUGACAAAUUAUCCAGAAUGUCUCCCCCUGUCAUCUUAUAAACAUUUGCCUUAAUUCAAAUAUGCCUUGAAUAUUUAGGUCAGAAAAGAACUCUGUUUACUUGGUUAGUAUCCAAGCAAACUUUCUUAUCUGAGCGAGUUUUUACAUUAGUAAACUUUUUAAAAGUACCAACAUGAUUUGUGACAUUGAUUCUCUUCCUGUAGGCUGGAGCUCAUGUUCAUCGUUCAUCAGAUGCUGAAGGUCUAAUAGCACACACCAGUACCUCACCUCAGCAAAUACCAGAACAGCCAAACUUUGCAGAUUUUAGCCAGUUUGAGGUUUUUGCUGCAUCAGGUGCAAAUGAAGAAGAGGAUGAUGAAACUGAGAAACAACCAGAGGUUUUGCAGGUUAGCAUAGACACUAUAUAUUCUGGCUAUAUUAUCUGCAAGUAUCUGUUAAUUGAUGUCCAGUUACAUUCAUGUGGUAGUGUUGAAUGCCGGUGCCCAGUGGACACUCGAUCAUGUCCAGAUCUGUUUUAUCUGGGAAAGGGCGUAGCUGGCACUUACAGUUGAAGAAAUAUAAAGGCCUCACACAAUAGUGUUUCUGAGAAUUCUAGUACUUCUCAGUGUGAUCUGGCUGUUAUAGGCUUCACUUUUAGUAGUUAUAUGUGAGCUUCCAGAGUGUGCAUUUGGUCUCAGUUUAAGUGUCUGAUCUCAUACCCUUCCCCAAACCUGAAGAUUAUUUGAAUCAUUGCUUGCUUGCCAUGAUGCAUUUUUGAGUUAUUUCUGUCUCUAGGUAGAAAAAACACCUGAUUCUGCUGGGCCUCUUAGAGUUGCCAAAGGUGAUGGAAGACUUGAAGACAAAACAGUUUCUAGUACGCCUGCAAAUGCGGUAUGUAAAAUGUGCAACACAAGAACAGGUAUUUUCUGUGGUGGCUUCCCACUUGUGGAAUGCUCACCUGGCACCUUCAUUACAUAUCUUUAGGUACCAGGCAAAGACGUCUCUUUUCCCAGGCCUUUUACUAAUAAUAUUCUUUAAAUUGUUUUAAUUAAAGUCUAUGGCCUUUUAAACUGGGGGCGGGGUAUUUGUUGUUGUGGCUGUGAUGAUAAGUAUUUUUGUGGUUUUAUUUUGUAAACUGCCCUGUGAUCUUCAGAAGAAGUUUAGAAAUUUAAUUAAUAGUGCUACUACUGAUCAUGGGUUUCAACCUCCAUUUUACCUAAAAAGCACAUGGUUCUUAAAGCAGCUUGCAUAACAGCAUGUUGUAGUGGCUAAAUUUAAAAACUAAAAUUGACUAUAAUGUUCCCAUAGGGUCUUAACAGAUGCUAGAGUUACCUGUAAGACUGGGAUUGUUCUUCCUGUCAUGGCUCAGUUCUUGAAAAGCAGUGGUUGCACAAAAGGUUUUGUAUAAUAUUGCAGAUUGCUGCUUGCUGAUGCCAUUUUUAUGAUGUAUUACUGCUGCUUGUUUUGCUGUGGUGAAUUUUUUAUGUGUAAUUUUUUUUAUGCCUUGGGUAGAAAGGUUGGAAAUAAAUGAAAAAAUAUAAGACGAGUCAAUACUGUAGAUUAAAUCUACUUUAAUUUGGCUGAAUAAAGCAAGAGUCAGUUGAUAACCGACUUUCAUAUUCAUUCAGUGCUUUUGCUGUUUGAUAGAUACAUAACUGUCUGCAGCCAAAGGUAUCUCUCACAGUAAUGCAUCACUUGCUGAAUGUGUGAACUAGCUCCAUUGAAACAAGGGUCUGAGGUGAUGAGAAACAAACUCUUUCUGUAAUGGCUCAGCCACCAUUGGUUAAUGGUCAUCAUGUGAGGAGCAGGCAUGUGUGCACUUUUGAUUCUCACUAUUGUGCUGGGUUGCAACUCCUAUUCAUGCUGUAGAUUCCCCAUCUAUGGAUGAAGCACACCAAAAUCAGUUUCCUUUGGACCUGAGCCUUCACAACACGAUGGUUUUAGUUUGAAAGCUUUGGAGAUCCCUUACAGACUCUUUAAGUCUUUUCAGUACAGCCCAGUACAGAAGAGGAACACAGCCCACACCAUAUCCUAGCCCUCAUUCAAUUUACUCUUCAUUCUUCACAGCACCUUUGGGUGCAAGUCUGAUUCCUGUACUUGUUUGGAAAUAGAGGGGUUGAGCUAGCAGAAGAACUUUGACAUUCUCAUUGGAAGAAGAAGAAGAAGAAGAAGAAGAAGAAGAAGAAGAAGAAGAAGAAGAGUAGUUUGGGUUUGAUAUCCCGCCUUUCACUCCCUUUAAGGAGUCUCAAAGCGGCUAACAUUCUCCUUUCCCUUCCUCCCCCACAACAAACACUUUGUGAGGUGAGUGGGGCUGAGAGACUUCAGAGAAGUGUGACUGGCCCAAGGUCACCCAGCAGCUGCAUGUGGAGGAGCGGAGACGUGAACCCAGUUCCCCAGAAACUUAACAUUGACCCAUUUGUCACAUGCUGGGUCAACUUAGCCACAAAUGUGGGUUAUUUCUUACAGAAACAACCACCCACUUUGUAGUCAUCCUGUUGCAUUCUGGCAAAGAUAAAUAAACUAAAGGGCAGAAACAGUAAUUCGUCCUGUCAGCAGAAGCCCUGCGCAAGGACUUGUGUUGCCCAUUGGGGGUUCUCCUUUCUCCUCCCCCCUGUGCCCUCCCAAUUUUCUCUAGGGGGUUGGGAGAACCUCAGAACAGCAUGCUGAGAGAGAAGAGGGUUCAUACUGUCUGAAAAGCCGAUAUGCUUGCAUUGAUGGAACAAUCAGAAGAGUGAAAUGUUAAAUUCCUCCUAGCAUAUUGGUAUUCCUUUGAAACUUUACACUUCUUUACACUUCUUUCCUUUACACUUCUAAUGACACACAGGCAGGAUUGAUAUACCUUAAACUUUUUUCCCACAAGUACUUUUGUUUUAAAAAAAGGUAUCUGGAGAUACUGCUGAUCCUCCCUUACAACUUAAUGUCACUUUUGGAUGGUUUGUUAUGCAUCCAGUGUCAAUCCAAGACAGGCAGAGGGUUAAGUCGAAGAAAGCUUAACAAAUUGUGUCUGGUGUGCAGCUGACAUUCAUCUAUAGCCCAGAUUAAAUACACAGUUGAAAAGUUGUGGUUGUUUCUUCAAUUACCCCAGAUGGACAGAGUUUUACAUCUGAAUGCUGAUGCCUUCAAGUGUAACAGCAUGCUUUCCAGGCUAUGGAUUCCUCAGCUUCAUAUGCACAGUAGCCAGUUUAAGCAUGACACUGAACAUGCAGAAUCCCAGAUGGCCAGUGCUUGGAGGUUUAUUUAUGUACUGUACAUUUAAAACAGGCCUAACCAUUCUCUAGUGAUGCUUCCAGGAGGCUUAAAAUAUCCCUACAAGUAACUGGCAUCACAUAUCCUCACAUAUCUUAGUACACCUUCUUACAACAUGAUCCUAUACAUGUUCACUCAGAACUACAUUCUACCAUCUUCACUGGGACUUAUACCGAGGUAAGUGUUCAAUGGUUGGGAACCUUGAUUAUGCUGUUAGUAGGUGAAUAAAACGGGUUUUUUAUUAACUAAUCAUUAGUAAUGAUUAAAACUGAGUGCUGGUGAUGUUUAUUGCUGUACGUAUUAAGAUACCCUCUGUAAUCUUUCAGGGCAAAGGUACAACGCCUCUGGCACCGCCACCAAAGCCUAUACGCAGAAGGCCAAAAUCAGAAGAUGAGCUGAGACCGGAAGCUGAGGAGCAAACACAGAAAACAGGUGUCAUAGCUGCUGUUCUUGCUUCACAGCCAUCUAUUCCUAGGUAACCCAAGAUGUGUAUAAGUACCUCUGAUAACAAGGCAUUUUCAUUUUAAAUAGAAAUUAUAGCCAUUAGUAGCAAAGUAUCUAUGAUAUUUGAACCAUUGAAAUGCUAAGUAAAGCCGCUGUGAACAAACUUGAAUCCUAAACACAGUAUAGAUUUUUAGAAAACUCUGAUGCACAGCGUUUUGCAUUAUGUUACAAUCUGAAAGAAAUGUCUUUCCAUGCAUUUAUUAAAAUUGCAUCAAGAAUCUAAUUUCAAUAUUAGGUGUACAGUUCAGUCUGUCACACUCUUGUUAUAAACAUGGCUGCAUGCACUUGACAAUAUCAGUUUUCACUAAGCAAGAGAAUUUAGCAUUCUGCAAUGUUCAUCAGAGACCCAAGGGGGACUAGUCAGGCUACUUUGCUGACCAAGGGCUUUGGAUUUAAUUCCUUAUAAAGCUCCCUCUCCCUUCCCAAAGGCUGCUAUUUAUUGUUCUACUCCCAGGCUAGUCACCAUGUCCUUCUCUUUCCCCUUUUUGCUUCAUAACCAGUCCAUGCUAAAAAUAUUCAGAAGCCUUGCAUUUUAGAAAUAGAAGAAACCAGCGGCUACAUUGCAGCAAAGAGGUUGCAAUGUACCUCUGGUAUGUGUAUGAUUCCUAAGCCUAUGGCUGAUGGGAAUGAAAAACAUGAAAGCAUCAAGUGGAAAAAAAUGUUGUUUUAGUUCUUGAAAGCUUAAAAGUCCAACUAAAUUGUAUGCAAUCAGUGAAGGCUGAGAUUUCUGUAUGCAAUGAGUAUUUGAUUUGACCUGGGAGGUGUUCUAAGGGAGUAAUUUAAGUAGAUGGAAUUUUGCUGUAUCAUGAGAAGGUGUGGUGCAUUUUUGACUUGGAGUUUAAACCAGCCUCAGCUUCAUCUUUGACCUGCAGUAUUAACAUUGGACAACAUGUACAGGACUAUUGUAAACCUAGCAUCUCAGCACAGCUCUGCAAACUGUAGGAGGCGUAUAUUACAGAUCUCCAAAAUAUUCAAAGCUUCCUCUGAAUCUGGUGACACCCCUUUUGUGUGCAUGGCUGUUUCGGCUCAGAAAUAAAAUAGAAUAUUAUGCAAACUAAAUCGAUGGUUAUGCAUUGCACACAAAUUGAGUAUUAGCACUUUUUGUGGGGCCUGGGUUGCUUGGCAGAAAGAAAUGUACAAUUCUGGAUACAAGCUUGAAUUUGCAAGACAGCUUAAUUCAGUUCAACCUGCAGUACAGGAAACAUGCUAAUUGAUUCUAAGCUAGUAAAGAAAGCCAUGGACCUGCAUAAAAGCAUAGUCUUUGUAUGCACUGCUUUAGUUUCAAAUAGCUUUGAAACACAAGGAAACUUCAAAGGGAGUUUUGAGAUGCAAUGCAAGGGAAAACCUGGGAAGUGUCACUAGGUUCAUGCAACGUUUGUUGUAGCUCUGUAGGCUGUGGCCACUGACAGGAGAGGAUGCCAGAAUUCACAUUUUUAUUAAUUGACGUGCAACUAAAUAAUACAUUAAAGAAACUUAAGGCAUUGAGUAAAGUAAUUAACUGAUUUCAGAACAACUUUCUUGAGCCAUUUGUCUACAAAUAAUAAGCACUUUCUGAAUGUUGUUUCAUGAACUUAUCUCUUCAGAUCGGUGGGAAAGGACAAGAAGGCUAUUCAGGCAUCAAUCAGACGCAAUAAAGAGACCAAUACCGUUUUGGCCAGACUGAAUAGUGAAUUACAGCAGCAAUUAAAGGUAAAUGACAUUUUAAAAAAAUUAAACACACCUUUUUUCUGCACCAGAUCUUUUGAUUGGUUACCUUUUGAAGGCCGUAAUCUUCAACUUUUCUAAAGUAAAAAACCUUUUAUCCCAGCUUUCAACAUAGGCCAUAUUUCUGAUCACACCCCACCCCAAUUUUUGGGCGAUUCUGCAGCUUCCUUCAUGAAGCAAAGGCAGGAUUUUUGUUUUGGUUACUGAUAUGAGCCAAGUGUCUGCUAUUUUAGUCUUCUUCCCCACCCCCCAGACACAUGUGCACACUUUCCCCCUUAAAAACCGCAGAAAAUAAGUUGAUUUAGAUUUAGAAGAAUUCUCCAUGGCUAUUUAUAUAAAAUUAUUACAUAGUGUUGAGGAUGUAAUAGAGUUUUAACGUAUUACAAACAUUUGUGCUAGCCUAUAGUAAAGAUUACUGUAACCAUUCCAACUAAAUGUAUGUAUGUUUAUCGUGGUAUCUCUUCAUUUGUUUUAUAUAAAUGGCAAAUCUUUCCUUUGUAGGAUGUUCUUGAAGAGAGAAUUUCGCUGGAAGUUCAACUGGAGCAGCUUCGACCCUUCUCUCACUUAUAAGCCAAUUGCCAUUAACUGUGAAUUAAUUAACUCUGAAAGGGGAAAUUGGGUAAAAGGCCUAAUUAAAGACCCAUAUGUUCAGCUCAGUGCACUCUUAACAUUUUUUUGUGAUUGUUUUGUCCUCUGUCCACAGUUGUAUUUAAGUAACUUUUAUAAUUUUAAUACAAAGAAUGGAAUAAUUGUUUCCUUGAAUGUUCUAUAUAUUGGCACUGCCAACCUUCCCAUUUUGUUGGGAGGACACAUUUUUAAUUUGGAGCAAAGUUUGUACAGCUUCAGUGGCCUAGAUCCCAAACUGAACUUGAUUACCUUAUGAAUUUUCUAUAUUUCAUGUCAAAGAUCAUGACUAAAAAACAUCCCAGAUAUCUACUUUUUAAACACAGAAGCACAUGCUUUUACACACCUUUCUUUUGAUUGUGUAAGAGAAGGUUAACCAGCUGUGGUCAUCAGUUUUUCCUUUCCUGAGUCACACUUUGCAACCCAUCUGAAAUUUCAGGCAGCCAUUUUGAUUCAUUUUGCGCCUUCCAAGUGCCACAAAUACCCUAUUUUUUGUUUUCAUACUACCUUGCCAUACCAAAUGCAUUUGGUUGUCUUUUCCUCUUUAUGUACUUUGUAUGUGGCCACAGCUUGACAUUUGUUUCAAUGUUUCCAUUCAUGACUGUCAUUUUUCAGCAUGCACGUAAGUGCAUACCUUCUGUGAAAGGAUUGGGUGUUGAUCUCUCUGCCAUGCACAUUUCCUGAACACCACCCGUAGUUGCAUGCUUUGCACAUUUACCCUUUUAUUAACUGGCACAUCCAACAGACUUUACUGUAACACACUAUGGUCAAUAAAUGUGUCAGUACCUCAACUCUUCUUUCCCAGUCCCCUGAAAACUAUUUUUGUUCCUGAGAAGGUUCGCUUCAUCUCUCCAAGCCUUAUUCUUCUGGCUUGCAGACAGGCUUCAUUAACACAGUUUCCUGAGUGUAUCCUGCUAUUCAGGUUGAUGUACUGUAUUAGGAUUUGUUGUAUAUUGUAUAAUACACACCUUUUGAUCUCAUAUGUAAAUUUGCAUUAAUGCUGACUAACAGCAGAUAUUCUAUUUAAUGGCUUAUUCUGGCUGUGGGAUCAUAGAUGUUAAACUGCAUGGAUGUAUCUCAGCAGAAUCAGAACUAGCAAUUGUGUGAUUUUUACACCAAUAAAACAGCACAAUAUUUUAACUUGGGUGGAUCCUUUUAGUUUGGCUUAACAAACUGAAUUAGGUUGCUUUUUUUCAUGAGCCUGCAAAUAGGAUUUUGCACUGAGUAUUUGGUUAUGAAGAAACCAUAAUGCUAAGACUACUUUGGCCACCAUGUUGGCCAAUUGGCUUGCCCAGCCAGCAGAACAAACUUAACACUCACACAACAGGAUUCCUCCCCUUCCCCUCCAGAGUAGAUUUUGGUGGCAUGUGGAGCUGAGUAGAAAGGGAAGUCCACUUAUGUGCUAUGGGAGAUUUAUCACCCUAAAUCAAACAUUAGGGAAAAGUCAAACAAAAUAAAAAAUUCAUGGUAUGUGUCAAAGCAGGAAAGAGACUCAAAGCAAAGAGUGAGAAAGAAUAAACAUUUGUAACUGCAUGCAUUAAUAGACAUCUAACAACACACUAACAAUUUCUAUCUACUGUACAGCAAGGAGAAAUACUAAGUCACAGCAAAUGUACUUUACUGUAGACAGGGGCAGGGAACUAGGUCUAGCCAUCUGGAUCUCUGGCUUCCCCCAUGCUACAGAGGAAAAUUCAAGCCUAAAUAGGGUUUGAAGUUCCCACCAAUCAUCUGAUCAGUGCUGACUUCAAGCUCCACUUUCUGCAAGGGGCAGCUACACAGCUGAUCCCAGCAACUUUGAAGUCAUCACCUGUCAGCUCUGUUUUCUACUGAUGCACUACUAUCUACAAAAUUCUCAGUGGGGGGAACUCAGUAGCACAACCAAUCCCAGCUGGCUUGCCAAGGUGCAAUCAGGAGUGCACUAUUAAGGCUCCGGAUUGUGUGUUGGCAGUUUUGUGUCCAUUUGGCCCUCACCAGACAUCACUCAUGACAUUAAGUGUCAGGGAAACAGCCCCACUGGCUAAAUGAGGCCCUUGGUCAGCCUGAUUUCCCCAUGUCUGUUGUAGACACUGAACGGUUAUCUUUUUCUUUUGGGAGCUGCAUGACAGUUACAAGCGGCAGGAAGGUGAGGUAGUAAAUAAAGCUGGGAAAUUUCAAGAACAAUUUACAUUAUCUUCAAUAUUGCAGAUAAUUGCCCUUUGCAGUGCAGAAAGCCAUAUAAACUUGUCAUGGUCCUCUGUAGAACAAAUCAUUUGACACCUGGGACUUUGCAGAAGAAAAGCAUUCUUGAUAUCUGUAAAAAUAAUAAUAAUCUGAUUUCUGAAAGAUUAUAAAUAAGGAUCAGUUUUCAAGCUAAGACAGGAGAUCAUGUAGCAAUAUGUGCAGUGGUGAAAGCUUGACCCAUUUAUGGUGUUCCAUGCAUUGCAUUCCCUCCAGAAAUGGUGACCUGUAAAGCAGGCCUUGUUGCCAUUCAGUAACACCUUUCUUAUCCCACUACUCAAUUAGUAUUGCACUUUUCCUCAUCCCUGGUUUUCGUCUGCAUGCAGAUACUGAAAAAGGGAAGUUUGUACAAAGUGGUUUGUUUUUCAAAGUGAAUCAUUCAUUGACCAGCAAAUGCAUCUUUCCACUGCAGUGAAUAAUGUGGAGAUUUACAGCACUCUGUGUUAUUUCUGACAGGCAUUGUUAUGUUACCUGUGUUAACACAGUUUGUACUCUUGCAUUGCCCUGAGUUCUUCUGAUGGAAGGGUAAUUCACCAGAGGCUCCUGGAGGGCACAGAGCACCUUUGGAAUGGAGACCCCUACCAUAGUCCACAGGCAGAGCCAUGCAAACUUCCUUCCUCCUGCAGGAGGAGCCAACACCAUCUCCCAGACCAGCUGUACCAGUGAGCCAAUAGCCAGGGUCUGUUCACUUAUUAAGAAAAAAUUAAGCCCCUAAUUGUUUUGCUAACCCCUUCUGUCCUUUAAAUAGAGGGAUUACUGGGGCCGCUCAGCAUCCGUUAGAAUGGCAAUAGCCUGUCCUUGCACAGAGUUUUGAGAAGUUUGCCUGGAGCAGCUGCUUCCACAGAUAAUUGCUGAUUUCAAGGCAUUCAGAAAGGUUGUUGUCUAUACUUCCUGGUAUAAUAGUUCUUUCCCCUUGGAUCUAAAGAUACUGAGCAGCUAUCUUUCCUAAACAUGCAUUCGGAUUGUGGACCUCACCAUGCAACAUUCUUAGGUAUUUGUUUUCUUGGUUUUAAAGUAAGCAAGCACUUGGAAUGCCUUAAGACAGUAAUGGAGACUUUCCAGCAAAGGAAUUCUGGAGCUUCUGUGGAUCUCUUAGAAGCAUAUGAUAUAUUUUUUCCAUCUCCAGAAGCUCUGUGGAAAACUAGGAUGGGUUUCUGAGGACAACUGUCAUUAACACAAGCUCCUAUUGCAGAAUUCAUCUGCUGUUAGGCAAUCAGCUUUGGCAGAAAAAUAUACCAUCUCAUCUGCACUCGAUACACAUUAACCUCUAUUUCCCUAACUAUUGCAACUGGUUUUAAUUUUAACAGAAGCUCAAGAAUAUCCAGGUGACCUUGCAAUGCUAGCUAAGUAUUUGGUAUGGGGAGUCAUUUUGUUACAAUAUUACAAUUUUAAUUUGAAAUACAUUUUUUUAAAAUAUCCUGACAGAUUUUGUGCCAUGUUUAUAUCAUUUUAGGGUAGGGGAAAACUCACAUUUGGAAUCUGGAAUAUCUUCAACCAGGAGUUGGUGAAGUGUUACCACUGCCAAGAACUGGUGAGUAACGUGUGAGAUACGUUCGAAUGGCUUGUAAGAGAUGCUGCGCUGUGAGAUAACAAGUAUAUCGUUGAAAAGGAAGAGGCUAAGAUCAUGGGUGUGCUCAUACAGCCUGCCAAAAUUGAAAACAAAGGAUUAGUCUUCCAUGUUAGACUUCAGAGAAACUAACACAGAUAUUAAUCAGUAGUAUAUUAAGCUUUUGAAAAUGUUUAAUGAAAAAAAAAUGAAAAAAAAUCAGUAACCCUGUACUUGUUAAAGUGCAACUCUUAAUUCAGUGUGCUUAUUUUGUUGUUGUUUAGUCGUUUAGUCGUGUCCGACUCUUCGUGACCCCAUGGACCAGAGCACGCCAGGCACUUCUGUCCUCCACUGCCUCCCGCAGUUUGAUCAAACUCAUGCUGGUAGCUUCAAGAACACCAUCCAACCAUCUCAUUCUCUGUCGUCUCCUUCUCCUUGUGCCCUCCAUCUUUCCCAUCUUUCCCAACAUCAGGGAACAUUUAGUCUCAAGCUAAUUUUUCUUCUAAUUUUUCAGUUUUAAGCAUUAGAACUUGUCCUGCAACACAUUCCUGAAAGUAAUGGCUCUUUCUUAGGGGAUCAAUCAAUAAGCCAAUGGCUAAUAAAAAUAUAUUUUUUUUCUGUUAGAAGGAAUGAUCUCUGGGCCACUGAUACAAUUAAAGCAAUACCCAGAGGUAAUUAGAAGGCAUUAACCACAGAGUGUCCUGUCCCACCCAAAAGCUUAGACUUGAUUGCCGGUUAGUUCAUCAUUAGCACUGUUCAUUUCUGCGGAAAGAAUUCACCCAGUUUUGUGCAAAGAAAGAAAGAAAUCAAUGCAUCUAAGCGGUAGGUUCUCCUUUAUUAACUGAAGAAUUCAUGUGCAAACAAUUCAUAAACAUAACAGUCCUCAGCUACAAAUAAUAAACUAUGCAAAACAGAUUUAGCAACCAGUCAUUGAAAGGCAUCCUUCAUUUUUCUUCCUCUACCCUCCUAUUAUUUUAUCUGUCUGUUUACCUGAAUGACAUAUGGACUCUCUCUGAGCAGCAGUUUAGCUGGGCUACAUCUUGCAUCGCAAUUAGAUACCUAUUGGCUUUCAGUAACUUCUGUGGAUUAAACAUGAAAAGAUUUAAAAAUAUUUGGAUAAAGUUUGAUUAUUUUUGUUUGGUUGUCCUCGGUUGCUGAUGUAUGUUAAAUCACACACUUCUGUUAAACAUCAGGAGGAAUUUUAUACAUCUCCCUUUACCCCAAUGAUGUGCUUUGUAUCCACGAAGGCACACAGUUUCACAGACAAAAAUUGCCUAUGCAGCAUAUUCUAUCUCCUAGAUAGAAUCUCUCUUCCCAAAUGCAUUUGAGUUCACUAUGCCAUAGCCGUGUGUUCUUUUAAUACUUAUCUUGUGCUUCAUUUUUGAGGAAACUACUACUUUUACAAAAUAGUUACGUUUCCUUUGUUAUUCACAAGCACAACCUACUCCAUGGCAAAUUAUUCUGCCUUUAUCACACAAAUACAUGCAUUUCCUCUAUAUCACACUACGUUUGUCUAUACAAAGUACUUACAGGACAUCCUUGGAUGCGUCUUUGUGUAGUUAAUAUCUGAUCAUCUCUGCCAACGUUCAGUUUUAGCUAGAAUUUUAGUAUGGUAAACAUAAGGUGAGUUAGCUUCUCAAGGAUGAAGAUGAAAGGAGAGAUCUUAUCUGUAAUGCUCUUAGCCAAACAUCCUUCAAGGGUGCUCCCAUAGGUUGUUCCUCAUUUGCAAGAUGCCCUCUCUGGUGAGAUGUGUCUUGUCUUACUCAUCAUUAACUUUAUGGAGGAACUUUUUUAAAAAAUAAAUGUUUACUCAGGCAUUUGAUGGCUGAAAGAUGCUUUUCCUGGCAACCUUGAAGUAAUUAGUUGUGAGGGUGUGUGGAUGUUUUUAAUUGUAUUAUUUACGAUUUUGGUGUUUGCUGCCCUGAGCCUCUCUGGGAGGGAGGGCAGGAUAAAAAAACCCUCCAACAUAUCCUAUCUUCCUGUUUGCGACAUUUAAGGUGGAGAGAGGAAACUUAGGUCCUCAAGACUCCAACACCCAGCAGCUCCAGCGGCAUCUGGAGGAGCCACAAGCUCCCCAUCUACGCCUGCUGCCUUCAUUACAUACCAGGUGCCAGAUGAAAAAAUUUCUAUAUAACCAGGCCUUGAGCUGAAUUUUAUGGCCUUUUAAAUGUGUUUGCGGGAGGGGGUUAUUGGUUUGUUUUGGUCCUUUUUUAUUAUGUAUUUUGUGUUCUCAUUUUGUAUUUUUAUGUUGUGAACUGCCCCCUGGUAUAAUAAUAAUAAUAAUAAUAAUAAUAAUAAUAAUAGUCCAAAACCAAAACUUGAAUUAUGUUGGCUCUCCACAGUCACAGCUAUCCCAUGAGAGCGCUUGCUACUGAGUGCCUUAGUGAUCCAUGCAAGGUCGUCAUGCUAAAACAAACGUAGUAGACAAACCUGAUCUAAGUAAUCCUUGAACUGUUUCAUUUGCUUAAUUGCAGGAGUCAGCUCUUCACGGUCAGUGUGUUCUGGAGGAGUGUGAAGCCUCAGAGCAUACAGGAGCGUGAUGUACUCUUCAAUCCUCUUAGAUGGGCACAACAGAAAUUCUUGGAGGCUACGUGUUACAUAGAUGCACUUAAUCCAUGCUUUAAUUAGAAAAGUAGCAAAUUGCAUUGCAUGUCCCAAGACCAACAAAGGUAUGUCAAGCCAUAUCUUAGGGGCCUAGUGUAGCAGGUAAGACAUAGGUUCUGUGGGUAGGAGGUUCACAAGUCCAGGAAGUAAGCAGUUUGCCUGUUCUCGAUGAGGUUGCACUCUUUUUGAAGGGACAGUUAUGUUGAAGAAACGGGUGGCAGGGAACCCUUAGGCCAUGGGGUAAAAUGCAGCCCUCUAGCCCUCCAUAUAGGGCACUCUAAACUCUCCUCAGGCCAUGUCCUUCAUGCGCCCUGCUUCACACCCUCAAUGUUUUUGCCUGGCUGGAAUGUACCUUUGAACUCAGAUAAUGCCUCUUUGCUUGUCUAGAUGGAGAAUAGAGACAAGUGUGUACAUAGUAACUAGCCUACUGCACAAAGGUAAAAUGUACAUAUGUUGCUCUGCCCAUUUUUGCCUCUAGCAUAUACAAAACACCCAUGCUUUGGCAGUGUCCUCCUUCCUAUUUUAAACUACAAGACUUUACCUUCUCAUAGUAGUAGCAACAGUCUUGUCAUGUCUCUUCAGAAAGGCACGAAAUACUGGAAUAGUCUCCCUGCACUGUGAAAGCAAAAGGUUUUGACCAUCAGUGUGAUGUAAUCCAUAAAACUACGGACCAAAUAAGGAGCAAACAGCAGCAUUUCCAUAACCCAGUUCUGUGGGCUGCUGUGGAAUACCUUGUCCUUUGCCUCCAGCACUGAGGCAGACUUGAACCUUAGACUCCGGCUCACAGUGGUGUUAGCAUCUGGCAAGUAGCUGCUCAGUAAAUAUGGGCAGCUCAAAAACAUUUUGGUAAGGCUGUGAAGCUGCAGGCACCUCUUGUGCUUUGGGGUUUAGUCAAUGUUAGUUUUACAAAAUGCAGACCCACUGAGAUUAAUGGACAAGCCUAAUUUAGGCAAGUUAAAAUGUAGUUGGGUACAACACUUAGUUUCCCUUUCAAUAUUGAAAGUUGAGGCUGGUGAAGCCCUUUCCCACGAUGCACCUUGAACUGUUGUGACACAAAUCCUCGGGAGGAUAGGGCUCUGAGAUGCCAGAUUGACAAGGCUGAGUGGGAAGGGAACUUCCAAAUUACAUGCUUUGUGCACAGAUUACUGGGCUAUUGCACUCCAGUAUUCCCAACCCCAUAAUAUCAUACAGUAGAAGAACACAGCCUAGGAUCAUCCUGGAAACUGCAUCAUGUUAAGACUAUCUACAGGGCAUGGUGGGCAGAAAGCAGUGAAACAAAUACAGGCAUGUAAUCCAGUUUGCAUAAGGUAACUUUAUUAUUUUCCUGAUUGCAUCUAAUUUUUAAUGAUGGAAAAUAUACCAAUUAAUAUAAAAAUAAGAACUAAAAUCACAAUAAAACAAGACUUACUCAAAAUUCAGAUCUCAUUAAUUUUUAAUAAACAAAC
Molecule: messenger RNA, 46569 nt
Organism: Podarcis lilfordi (Lilford's wall lizard)
Lineage: Eukaryota; Metazoa; Chordata; Lepidosauria; Squamata; Lacertidae
Source: the annotation of a GenBank genome assembly